GCUAUUAUAAACAUCUAGCGAACCAGGAGGGAGGCGCCUUCUCGUUCAGCAGGGCAGGGGCGGAGCGAGGCAGGAGGCGUGGCCCGGGGAGCUCUGCCCGUCCCGAGCCGGGGAACUCGAUUGCAAGCGGGAAGCAUGGUCGGAGGGAGCGGCGAGCAGAGUUGCGAGGAGGCGGCGGCGGCGCGCCAGGAUGGAGCCGUCUGAUGGCUGGGAUCCCUACGGCCGGCCGGCGCGCCGGACCCAGUGGCUGGUCAGCGCCCUGGCAUACCACUACGGGCUGGACCGGGGCGUGGAGAACGAAAUCGUGGUGCUGGCCACGGGCUUGGACCAGUACUUGCAAGAGAUUUUCCACCACCUGGACUGCGAGGCCGAAGGCAGGAUCCCCGGCGAGGACUUCCGCACCCUGUGCGGGGUGCUGGGGCUGCAGGCGGACGGCGGCGGCGACGAGGCGGCCGCCGACCCGGAGGAAUGCGCCGGCCUCUACGAGGACGUCGCCCCGGAGCUGACUUUCCGCCAGUUCCACGCCAAGCUGUGCGGCUACUUCAGCGCCAAGGCCGGCUGCCCCGCGACGGGCCGGGGCGUCGCGGGGGUGGCGCGGCUCCCGGCCGGCAAGGAGAGCGAGCACAUCGAGACCCAGAUCCGGCUCCGCAGCCCGCUGCGCCGCCGCCGGGAGAAGGAGGCGGGGGCCGGGCGCGGGCCGUCGAACAAGAGAGAGGGCGGCCGUCGGAGCAGCAGCAGCAGCAACGCCAGGGGGUCUGCUUCCACCUCGUGCACCUCCUCGCCGUCGUCCUCGUCGUCCUCUCCGCCACCUUCUCCCCCCGGGCCCGGCUCGGAUCGCCGGCUGGUGCCGUCGGGCUCGUGCUCCCGGGAGUGCUACGAGGAGAUCGUGGCCUUGGAGCAGGCGGAGGACCGCAUCGUCAAGCUCGAGGACGAGAACGCCAGCCUGCGCGAGCUGGUGGAGGACAUGAGGGCGGCUCUGCAAAGCAGCGACGCCCGGUGCUUGGCGCUGCAGGUGAGGGGGCCGGAGGGGCGAGGCUGUCCAAGCGUGGGCUCACUUCGUUGGAAUUCAGGCAGAAAAGAGGUCACAGGAAAGACGGGAGUGCCUGUGGGCACGUGCAAAAAAAGGGCCUUUCUCGCAGCACCCUGUAAAGUUUCAUCAAAUAGUUUUCAGGUAGUUUAAGGACUGUUACAUCGACAGCGCGGGGCUCUCUGGGCGUGGGAAAUCUCCCCAGGCCACGCCUCCUCCAUAGGCACGCCCACUCAAGGCCACGCCCUAAAGCAGUGUCAAAUUCCACCUUCUACUCUGACUUUUCUUCAGAUCUUAUAGAUCACCUUUUACUAGUUCCCCUUUUUCUUGAGUGUUUUUACCUGAAUGAAAUGUGUCCUUGAUUCUGAAUAAUGGCUCUCUUGGUUGCUUGGAGGAAGGAAAGAGACAUGGAUAUGGGGGUGGGUGUAGAAACUAGCCCAACAAACAGAAGUAAACUUUUCAUUUCUUGCUUCAUGCACUUGGGUCUCUGGUCCUGCCCAGCACUCUCAUGUGGCUGCCAGAAGGUUGUCUAGAUGGGAAGGAGCCCCUUGAUGUGAAGGGAGUUCAGAGUUCUGGCACAGGUGGUGAAGCAAAUUUGUUUUUUGUUGCCCCGAGGGCGAGACCUGGAGGGAAAGGCCACCAACUAAAAGAAAAUGGAUUUUGACUAAACAUGAGGAAUAAUUUUCAGUCUGUAGCAUUUGUCGCUGCUGUCACUCCCCACAAGUUUUCCUCAUCAUCUCCUUCUGCAGCUCAGGAGAUGGGUGGUCAUAAAUACUCACCAGAGUUACUACCAAAUCUGACUCUGCUAUGCAUCAGGUCCCUCACCUGCAGACAUCUCUGAGAAGGUGUAAUCCCACUCUGUGAUAACACAAGGCCUUAUUAGCGGGAGCCCCCACUUUGUGGAGCUUCCUACCCAGAGAGGGCCCUCUGGCGUCCAUGUUUCCUCCUCUUUUUCAUAUCAAAAUUGUCCCGUUUCAAAAACAUUUUUUGUUGUGUGCGUGUGUGAGCACACUUUGUAAUUUGCUUUUAAAAAGACCCACUGUGCCAUUUUUGUUGUUUUAUUUAUAAGUGAUUAUAGGUUGGAGCAACUCUUUUGAAAAUGGAAUAUAACUGUUUUAAAUAACAUUUAAAACUCCUGCCUGUGCAACAUGACUUCCUUCUUCCCUCCCCAUAUGCACCCCCAUCUCUGUCCCAGAGGGUCCUCCAACUCCCUGGAGCAGAUUGUGAGGAGUUCCACUGCACAGGCCAAAGCCUAUUCUCAAGCAUGGACACCACUGGAUACAACCCAAUAAAAAUAAAUAGUCAUAAAAGCAGCUUUAUCCUGUACUGAUGUGUGGGUAUAUUUACCUUGAAGGUAAACAUAAAUACAGAUUCAAAAGAACUUAAGUUUGUGCUCAUAGUUAUGAUACAGUCUGCACUUCUACAUUUGGUGCAACAGAUCUUAGUAUCAGCCUGUGAUACUUCUGAUGCACUUCUGAAUUUCUGGCAAGCUAUUACAUCAUUGUGUUUGUGACUUUGUGAGAGUCAAAGAUCCACAGAAUACACUCUCAAUUGUGUGUUCUGCACGUUUGUUCUUGUAUGGCUUCUAAUGUGUUCAUUGCUUAGCAUGCUUCAUAAUGACCAGCCUCAAAAAUUGGUUUUAGUACCGUUCUCCUAAGACCCUCCUGUUCACGGGUGUAUGCCUUGAUCAGUUCUUGUAUUACAAGGAAGCCGCCCCAUGUAUUGGAAUGGAGCUGGGGAGAGAAAAUUUGAGUACAGUAAGCCCCAAACUUACACACUUAACUACAGGACAUUCAGCUUUGCACAGUUGGCUCUUUUUUGUAAUUUGUUUAAAAAUAAUAAUAAUUGGGGGCAGGCGUCUGGGGAAAAAAAAGAGACUUUGGCAAUCCCACCCACCACUGAACCCAACAUUUUUUGACCAUAUGUGAUUUUGGCUUUAGGUGCGAUCCCCGAAAUAUGACCCUGUGUAAGUUGCGGGCUGACUGUAUUCAUAUUAAUGUAAGAAAACGUAAUGUACGGUAGUCACAGGUUUGUGCAUGGGUGGCUAUAGGAAGGAACGUAAAAUGGCAGCAGUUUGCUUUCCAGCCUGUAACCAUCACAAAGCAGUACUGUUUCUGUUCCACUGCAGUUUGGUUUCCAUCAAAUACUAGGUUAUUUGUCUGACUGCCCACUAUUUUAAUGAUACUGUUUGAUGUAAGCUAUAUAACAUGCAUUGUUUUUACUUUUCAUUUACAUUAGAAAUCAGUGUUAAAAGAAUCCAUUAAUUAUGUGUUGUUUGAGGACUUUAAACAACAGUGAUGUUAGCAAAUAUAGGUCAUAUUUGCUGACUGAUUUCCAUUCGUGACCAUAGGCUAGGAUGCAAACUGUAGCAAUUUCAUUUCCUUUUCUUGUUUUCAUUGGAAAUUUCUGACAUCUAUAGGUCUAUGGUUCAGUCUUUGUGGUACUUUAGCCUUGUUUGAGACCUAUAUGAGCUGGACUUUCUAAAACAUCAUGGACAAAAGUGAAUUUGAAACAAAUCUGCUUGAUUAAAGUGUAGCUUCUUUCCUUCUAAUUUAUAUUUCUACCUCUGCCCUGUUGAUUGUAGGUAGGAUUGUGGAAGAGCCAUGCUAACCAUAAGAAUAAUGGGACCUGUUUUAUAAGCAACCGGACACAAUUAGCUAACGGUCAGUCCCAGACUUCCAAGUGCCUUCAGAGUGUUCUAAAAGAGGUUGAAUUAAUCCGAAGUUCUAGGGAUGGACAAAUUGAAGAAGCAAUUAGGUUCAACCAAGAACUGGAAAAAGAACUGAGGAAUUCUCACGAAGCUCUGGUCGCCCUGGAAGACUGCAACCGCAGUCUAAAGAGAGAGCAAGCGGAAAUGAGGAAAAAGGUUGAAGAAGCACGGUAUGCUGUCCUUAACAGCCUAGGAAAAGUAAAGGAACUCGAAGCUAAAGCCCAUAAAAUGCCGCAGCUGCAGAUAUAUAUUCAGCAGCUAGAAUCAGAGCUACAAUAUUAUAGGUAAGCCCGAAAUUGCCAAAAACAAAUAUCAGAUGCAGCGUAUAUAUGUGGUUUGCAAACUCAGUUGUAAACGUCUUCUGAAAUGUGGUGGGUAAAGAAUUGGCCUCUACCUAGUUAUUUUCUUAGUAGGGACUCUCAGCAAAGCGUCACUUAUCUCCCUUCUAGUUAAGGCCACAGCAAGCAUGAUUUAGUGGGAACAGGAAAGGCUAUCAAAGAAAAGCCCAACACGCCAUUGACAAAAAUCAGCAGAUGUUAACAAUCUAAUUUAGGAGACAUUAUUAAUGGUCUUGUGGGAGUUGAUGUUUAGAAAGGGCAACAUGUAAUCUAAUGGGAGAGGCUGUGGGGGGGGGGACGGAACCCAUCAGCUGGUUAUCAUUAAGGGCAUUGGUUGCAAUCUGCAUUUUAGCUUUAUGUGAAUAUUUGUACAGCGCUACCCAUUGGGAUUCCUCAUGUUUUGGCACUUCAUAACUUCUCUUUAUGCUGUUAUACCAAAUAUUUUGGGCCACGCUUGAAGAAAUUUUCUCCAGGAAGUUAAGAAUGGUCAUUUAUAUUUCUGUUUUUUAGGUUAGGCAACAGCUGCUUUGUCAGGAUGAUCUUCUAAAGUGAACUGCAUUUGUGGGUUUGUCCAUUUAAAACUAGUUUUAAAACUUGAAACUUAGUUAUCAAUAUAUUCACUAAUCAAAAUGGCAGUACGAUGUGAUAUGUGCUAGCAUCUCGUUUUGUAUAUAGUUGUGAGCAAUUAUUUCCGUUUCCCCAGUCAUGAUGAAAAGAGCUAAGUGAUCCUGAGAAAGGGGAUCAUAACACUACAUGGAUGUACUAUGGAAGCUUAUUACAGUGCAAUGCUAUAUGUAUGGCUAGUCAGAAGGAAGUCCCAUUCAGUUUACUGGGACUUGUUUUCCAGGUAAGUGCAUAUAGGAUUCUUGCUUUAAUGACUUUACUUUACUUUCUUUGCCUUGCAGAGGUGGGGUGAAAAUUUAAGAAGGAGUGAGCCACCUCUGCUUGAAUUGUCGAAGGGCUGUGGCUCAGUGGUAGAACGUCUGCUCUGCAUGUGGAAGAUCCAGGUUCAGACCCUGGAAUCUCUAGGAUGCCUAAGAAAGAUACCGGCUCCAAACCCUGGAGAGUUGCUGGAUAUUAGCGUUCGUAGACAGUGUAGUGAUAGAUGGACCAAUAAUUUGAUAAGGCAGAUUCCAGUGUUCCUAAGUAAUUUGACAUACUAGUAUCAAGAAAGCCAGUGUGGUGUAGUGGUUAAGAGCGGUAUACUCGUAAUCUGGGGAACUGGGUUCGCAUCUCCCUCCUCCACAUGCAGCUGCUGGGUGACCUUGGGCCAGUCACACUUCUUUGAAGUCUCUCAGCCCCACUCACCUCACAGAGUGUUUGUUGUGAGGGAGGAAGGGAAAGGAGAAUGUUAGCCGCUUUGAGACUCCUUCGGGUAGUGAUAAAGCGGGAUAUCAAAUCCAAACUCCUCUUCUUAAGUCCUAAAGAUCUGCAGUGGUGCAUCUGUUUGUAUUAGCUGUGCAGUGCCCUUCCAACAUAACCGUAAAGGAGCUUUGAAAUUUAUUUAUGCACACAUGCAUGCACGUACAUUGGGGCUGUGUUUGGCACACUUAUUUGCAGGUGCAGUACAUUUUUUAGGACUGGACUGUAAGUGCCAUUAGUAUACUAUAAAUGUCUGCUUAUUAUAGUCCUUUUUUUAAGGAUCAAUCCUUUCUCAUGAUUAAACUCAGUGCAUUGCUAAGCACCCUUAGGCUCCAUAGAUUCUGGAGAGGCAAGCAUCCAUAGAUAUGUGUAGAAUUAUGGCUAGUGUUUACUACUGUAAAGAAGGCAUUUUGCUUCUUUGUUCUGUGCUCCACGGGUAAACCAGAUGAUGACCCUCCAAGACAAAACGAGCCAGGGUUCAUAGCUCUCAUUAUUGCUGACAUAGUACACUUGGCUCUUCAAACAAACUUAAUAGUGACACCAAUUGUGGAUAGUACCGAUUCCAUGCCUGGUAGCCACUAAAUAGGCUUUCACUCAAGACGGACUAAAUCAGACACCAAAGCCAGAAGCAAUUGAAUAGACGGCUUUGCAUUUUUUAAUAUACCUGGGAGCUCACUUUACCGUUUUUCUUAAUAAUGAGAACAAUUACAGCAUUAAUUUGUAUGGGGUAUAUCUGACCAAGCAUGUUGUACUGAAAUCUCAUACAGCCCUAAUGUAAAGAAGGUUGAGGGGGAGUUGUGGGCCAAAUAUCUUUUAGUUGGGAAAUAACACUGGUUAUUUCCAGUGUUAUUUUUCUAGAAGAAGAGGUGCCGGAAUUCACCAUAAACACCUCCCUCGUUCUCUUAGAAUGGCAGUGGCACCCCAUUGAGAAGUGCCGGAAUUGAGUUCUGGCUGAAAAAAAGCCCUGGUUAUUUCCAAAGUGGCCUAAAGUGCAUUAUGUGCUUAGACCACUCAAACACACUAUAUAUGUGCUAGGUGCAUUUAUACAAGUUAUUCAAAAGCAGAGAUUCUGAAAUCUCUGAGCAACUACAAUAGCCAAUUUCCCUCUGAAACCUGACAUUUCCUCUCAGUCGGCUUACAAGAGUUCCAGCUGAGUUAUAUGGGGAAUCAAAGCUAUUGUGUCCUGUAAUUGUGAGGUAAAAGAAGUUUUAAAAAUAGUCCAGUGCCAUUUUUAUAAACGUUGUAUUAUCUAGGGGUCUGCAGUAAUGGAAGAGUUUGUUAAAUAGUUGGGGUUUUGCUUUUUUAAAUUAAUCAAAGCUUUUGUCAUUGGCAAGUGGAUUCUUUGGACUUUCAUCCCAAUUUUAAGCACAUUUCUUAAAAUUUAGUUCCAUUAAUUUUAGUGGUGGACAGUUCCCAGUGUUGUGUAGAAUUGGGGCACUGUACAAUUGUCAGAAGUGGGUGUUGACCAAGAAUGCCCUUUGCGUCAUUGUUGGGAGAAAAAAGGCUUGCAGGUGGGUAUGUACUGGCCUUGGUAUUGAGGGCUGAAGCUCAGCUCUAGAAUCUUGCAAAGUUGUUUUUCCAUAGUUUAAUGGUGCAUGAAAUUCAUCUUUUAAGAAAAGGGAGAUUAACUGGUUACAGAUCAAUGGGAAAUGAAGCCUGGGCUUGCCCAGGGAACACUUCAGAGAGCUACAGCAAUAUGACAAUCUAUGGCUAGAGUGUUUUAUGUGUGCAGCGUGUGAGUAAAGGCAUGUUCAUUGUAAUAAAUGAUCAGCUUAUCUCAGGCCUGGUUGGAGGAAAAUGUGAAAGCGUGGGAUUUGGGAAAUUCAGAAUAUGGCUUCCAAUGCACAGUGUAGCAGGACCCAUAGAAACCUGGAAUCUUUACUUCAAAAGAGAGAGGAAGUGAAAGAGGAAGUUUAUGUGUAAUUUAAUAAACUGUAGAAUUGUGGAAGAAACUGUAGGAAGCAGAAUACUGUAUGUGCUUACCUCUGUAUCUAGCUAGGGCAGGUGUGGCUCAGAUCUCUAGUCACACUUUAUUAUUUGAUGAGACAACUCUUCCCCCUCCCUUCCUUCUUUUUUAUUUUUGGAAGCCCCUUUAGAAGCUUCAGAAUUUAAUGGCAGAAGAGGGGAAAGGAAACAGGAUACACACGAGCAGGCCAUGCUUCCUAUCCUGUGUGCUGCUUCGUUGUGAUGCCUAAAGCAAAGAGAGGUGUUAAGCUUUUUUUGUAUUAACAGCUUGCAAAUUUUACCACUGACGGAGUUUCAAAGUUUAUGUUUUCAGCUGUUCUGGCCGUUUUAAAGACUUGCAGAAAGCAGAUGCGAUUGACGCAGAGUCACCUCAAAGCCCUCCAGAGCCCAGACCUGUGCUUCCAGCCUAUAGUUGAAAACAUUCUGUUUGUUUUAGCUUUUGCUGUUUCUUAGAAGGCCAUCAGUCACUGUUUGCAGCUAGUCCUUUGAUUAUUAGAUUGUCUGCUGGAACUUCAGCCUGGGAGUGAAUUACCCUUGUAUUGGCUGGAGGCUGCAUUAACCUGAGCUGGAUAGGACACAGUGAGAACUAUAUAAAAGGAAGCACUCCGUGUUUCAGGGGUCAGGAUCAUGUUUCUCUGAAGUGGGCCCAGGGGCUGAUAACCUUGUUUAUUUGUGGUGCUGAGAAACCAGGUGAAACUAGAGCACUUUCAUGAAUGUCCAUGGACAGCAUUAAUUAUAGCAAAAUGUUUCCAUUGUGGUUUUGCAGCACAGGAGCAACACCACCACUGCUACCUAAACUGGGCGCAUGCCAUACAUUUAAAGCGCAUGGCUUCCCCUGAAGAAACGUGGGAACUGUAGUUUGUCAAGGGUGCUGGGGAUUGUAGCUCUGAGAGGGGUAAAUGGCACCCAUUUGCUCAGUCCACAUGGCACUGAGGCAGGCUGGAGGACAGAGUCUGAAGAACAGAUCACAUGUGUUCCCUUGUCCAUCAGAUGGGAACUCUAGAACCAACAUUUUUGUUAUCGUUUCUUUUUUGAAGUUAAUUUAUUUGAGAAUUUACCCUUCCAUGAUGCUAAACUGUGAAUAUGUUGCAGGAGAGUAGAGUGGUACAAUUCUACCCUAGUUUUCCCCCACCUUCUUUAAAUCUUGCUGUUCUUGGAGUUUGUCUUUCACAGCAUAUGCACGAAAGUUGGUUAUAGCAUGAAAGCAAAUAUUGCCUUGCCAUCCACGGAGACAAAUCUCUCGAGUACUUUACCUGUUUAAAGUUUCAUGUUGGAAGUGGUCACAAAUAGCAGUAGGAUUAAGAAGGGUUUGGGGGAGUCCUCAACAAAUAUUCCAGUUUAAUUAAUUUAAAGCCAGAGGUGGGCAGAAUAGAUGGGAAUCUACUGGUGGAUAUCUGGGUGAUUUGUGCAGUCUUGUCAAGGAUUUCUGACUUAAUUGUUCAGCAACAGCAGCAACUCCCCCACCACAAUUUAGGUUGCUGCAAUUAAAAAAGCUUUGUUGGGGGAGAGGAAUGAAUUUUUGUGAGAAAGGACAGUGAGCUCACUUCUGGCACAGAAGGACAGCGAGCACACUAAGUUGUAUUUAGCUUCUGUUGGUGAACCUGUGAGUUCUAGGGGGGAAAGCAAAGUAGAUCUUGCUAGCUUGGAAGCACGUAGACAUUACUAGCUUAAAACACAGCAAGCUCCUUUACAUCGCCUCUGAUGUCAAGACCUCCACCUCCUUGAUCCAAGAACCAAGAUCUGCAAGUUUUCUCUCUGAUCCUUAAGGGCUCUCAGUUGUUGUGCCAUUCCUUCCAUUGUAUUAAGAGAAUAGUCUGCCUGAGUUCCUCUGGUGGCUAGCUGCCAUUUUUGAAGCACCUAGAAGAAGAAGAGUUUGGACUUGAUAAUCCCGCCUUUCACUCCCCUUAAUGAGUCUCAAAGUGGCUAACAGUCUCCUUUCCCUUCCUCCCCCACAACAAAUACUCUGUGAGGUGAGUGAGGCUGAGAGACUUCAGAGAAGUGUGACUAGCCCAAGGUCACCCAGCAGCUGCAUGUGGAGGAGCGGGGAAGUGAAGCCGGUUCGCCAGAUUACGAGUCCACUGCUCUUAAUCACUACACCACGCUGGCUCUCAGCAGCUACAGCAGAUGGAGACCUCUGGGAGGCGUUUUUAUAUUUUAGUCUUAAAAAGUCAGUAAGAUAGGAAUCUUUACCUUUGCCUACUUCUGUCAGCACAUCGUACCCAGGGCCAUUGUUUAUAGCCAAAUCGGCAUACGCAGGCCUUUGUUGUGGGCCAGAAUCAGUCAAAAUUUUGAGGAGCUCCACCACUGCAUGUCCUUCAGCAAGUUCUGCCUUCUCCACAAAUUUCAUUCCUUAAAUUUCUUUUCAGUGAAUAUAUUCAAGGAGGUGUCAAAUUUUGUUUUCUCUCAGAACAAUUCCAUACUAUUUUCAUCUUACUCAAGUGGGACCUAAAACAAGAUGUUGAAGUGUGGAAUACUCCUGUCCAGGUGUACUCCAUACCCUUUCCCAGGAUACUCUGCAGAGCUGGACAUUUAAUGAGGAACACUGAGACACAUGCCUUAGGCAGCAGAUUACAAAGAGUGGUGGAUUAUGCCCAGCCUAUUUGCCACCCAUAGACCUGCCCUGACUCCCUGCUGCUGCCACCAGCUCUGUGACUAGCUGCUACCUGCCCCCACCCCCGUGGCUGUUAGUGCCACGGCAGCUGUCACCACCUCCACUAAUAAUCUCCCUCUUGGUCAGGCACCCCAAACUCGGCCCUCCAGAUGCUUUGGGGCUACAGUUCCCAUCAUCCCUAGCUAAGAGGACCAGUGGUCAGGGAUGAUGGGAGUCCCAAAACAUCUGGAGGGCCAAGGUUGGGGGUGCCUGCUCUUGAAUGGGGCUGGGUGCCAUAUUGGCUGCAUAAGGAUCUAUACUUGGAAAAUGAGUUAGCUAUUGGUUUAUAUAAUUUACUGAUAAUUUGACAAUGGUGCUGUGGGCAUGGACGUUUUGAUUGCUGUAUUUAAAGCGGAAAGAGAAAUGUGGAACUGGGAAAUGAAAAUAUGAAUACUUAAGAACAGCUGACGCGGCUACCAUAAAUAUGAUCACUUUCAAGGUUAAUGGGAAAACACGCUGAAUGGGUGUUGAACUAAGCACAGACUUCUCAUUUUUAGUUUGACAUUUCAGCUGUUUACAACAAACCUCCAGCCUUUUCUAGCUGAUUGCACCUCCCUUCUUUUUUUCUUGCCACCCUCAUCCCCUCCAUUGUUCCUAUGGUCUGAGUGUAGUUUAUAAUUAAUUUGCAUGCUGAACAUCAAAAAAGAAAAAGUGAUUUCAUGAUACGUGAGUGCAUUUUCUGGUCUGUUAACUUCAGUUAUAAUGUUGAGCUGUAAAGAGUAUCCAUUAUACUAUGUUAUCUAGAAUAAGGGAUAAGCGUGUAUUAUGUGUGAGCUAAUCACAUUUUCAGUAUGCCAGCCUUAUCUAUUGUUGUCCUUAUCUGUUUAACAUGACAACUGGACAAAGCAAAAUCAAGCCUUUUCAGUUUUGAAAAUUUUAUGGAAGUUGCAUUUUGUUACACAGCGUGUUACUUUUAGGUAAGAUUGCUAGACUUCUAAUUAAAUCUCCCAUUUUCUCAUUUGUUCUUCGUAAAAAAAAAAAAAGGCUGGGAGGCAUUGACUUACUUGGGUUGGAGCAAUUCCAUGGAAGCACAAUAUAGUGUCACCCACUGUUCAUUCAAUCAGUUCUACAUUUGCACAGGCUGAGAGAUUCCGUAAGCCUAUGUGGGAGCUGGUCAUUGCACAUAUUGUAACUGUCACUUAGCAACCUGCAUUGUGAUGCACAACUUCUCUGUGCUAAAUACUAAGGCUGUGGAGCACGAAUGGAAUGGAAAACGGGGACAAAAAAAACCUUGCAGGCCAAAGGAUCAAGGGAAUUUUGUCACAGUGUGUGUGGUACAUUCUUCACCAUAACAAAGAACCUUACAAGGUUCUGCCUUAAAAAAAAGAGAAAAGAAUAAAGUAUGCAUAUAUCAAGAAUUAGAAUGAACACCAUGUAUAUUUCUUUCUUUUUCUUUUGUUUUCUGAAAGCCAUUUUCAGUUUAUUUGCUUUUAUAACCGUUGUACUUUGUUUUGUUUAGUAUUUUAUGCUAAGUUCUAUUUUGCGAUUAAUCAUGUACUACCAGUCCAUUGGGUUGUAUACGAUGUUAGUUGGAAUAGUCCCAUUUAAAUUAAUGGAGGUUACUAACUUUGGUUCAUCAAUUUCAGUGGGUCUUUUCUGAGUAGAACUUAGCUGGAAUACAAUUGCCUGAAGAUUAUAAGUAACGAGGUCCAGUUAUGUUUCUCUGCUGACUCUAUGGCUUGUUGUAUUUUUCUUCAGGAAGCGAUCUUAUUUAUGCAGCUGAUGUUUCCCAUCUUACGUGUGUGAACUGGAACUAACCAGUGAUACAGCAUCAGAAACCUAAAUUUCCAUGUUCUUAGCAUAAAACAAACACAUACUUCACUUCUACUAGGAAUGUUCCAGUUGCCAGGUUCAUCGUAUGCGGUUCUGAACGUUUGAGGUUUAGCAAGAGUGCAACUCCUGGUUUGUGAUAUAAGAAUCUAAGUAAAACAAUAAAAGCCUUUCCAGACUUUAAGCAUUUUCAUGAUACCAACUGUAUCAUGCUGAAUGCACUUGAAUAGUACUAAACUACAAACACAUGGGAAGUCAAUGAAGAUUACAAAUGAGUGGAGCAAUUGCAAUUGCCACAUUGCAUUGUAUAAUAGCAGCUCUGCAAAAGUACUGAAAAUUUGCAUCCCUCCUUUUGGGCAACUACUGCCUUCUUGUUUAAUAACCAAGGAAUUUUAGCACUCGCAUCUCAAUACCUAUAGUCACUGAAAGUUUGGACAUUCCCUGUAACAUCUAAUCUACAUGUCCCUAUUUGUGCAGCUGAAACUGAUCCAAUAAUGGCUUUUAGCCCUGAUUAAACUUUGAGAAGUCUCUGAUAAGUUAAUGCUCAAAAGACCGGGAACACACGCAGUAGAUGUGCAUGCUGUUGAUGGAAUUGCUCGUGAGUUUCCUGGGUGUACCGAAUGCUGGGUACAGAAUGCUGGACAUUGGGCCAAAUGCAUAAAAGUGAUCCAUAUGGUCUUGUGACUGAAUGGUUCUUUGAAAAUGCACAUUCCUGCACGAAAUAAAAUUGGUUUACUGAAAGCAGCCUCUUUAGAACCUACUGAACGCUUCUAUGUGUCUGUGACAAGCUAUGGAAAGUUCCCACUUUCCAGGUACUAGCUGACAGCCCCUAUCAUUGACAUGGAUGAUAGAGGUGCUAAGUACUAGGUAGCAGGUGGCUUUGGAAAACCUCCAGAGAAUUUAUUUAUUUAUUUGCCAUAGAACAAGAUGAAGGUUGAGUGCUCUGUUGUGAUGGAGUGUUUGUUUUCACAGUGCAGUGAUUUAGUGGCGACUCAUGAUGUCACAUUAGUCAUAACACAGAGAAAUUGGCACACAGUGCGUAUCUGCUCUGUUUUUUACUCUCUACAUUUGACACGACCCCCAACCCAGUAUACUUGGCAGUUGUUCAUAAAACACACUGGAGGUAUUUAGUAAAGCAUGUUGUGAGGUUAGCCAACUUUUAAGGUCUGGGAGAUUUGAGUUUAGCUACUGGUUGCUUGAGUUAAGAAUAAUUGAAAAUUCUUCACAGCAACCCAGUAAGUCUAGCAUUGUGUUUAAUGUCAAGACUUGAAAGAAGCCAUUGGAGAUGAAAACCAGCCUUUGGCCACCUGGUGCCAGCCAGAUGUUUUGGAAAGCUGAUGUAAACAAUCCAGCUUCAUGUAAAGCAAAGGCAUCAGCUUAUGCUAUUUUGGAUUGUAAAUAAGAGAACACAAUGGCUAGAAUUACUUACAGUACUUGGCAAUGAAACUUGCUGAAGAAUUGGGUGGAGGAAGUUGAACUCAAGACCCUAUGCAUGCUGAUAGCACUAUAUAAGUAAUGGAAGUAAUAUUGGGAUUUUGAAAAGGAACAGGACCAACUUCUGCACUGGAGCAAAGAGGAUGUCUUUGGCAACUUCUACCCAAGAAGCCCAAAACAAGAUCUAAAGAGGUUGGUCUUUCUCACAAACAUUUGCAUACACACAAACCAGGCUGCACAUGCAAAUGUUGGCAUCUGUCUGGCUCAAGAGACAAUUCUGGGCUCUUCUGGAGGUGAAGCCAAACUGCUGCGUGAGCACCGAAGUGACCUCCCCGGGGUGCAAGGCUGGGCAGUGUGUAUGGAGGUCCUAGGCUGCCCAGACAACAAUUCUCUAAAAAUUGUAAGGUGACUUUUCAUAAAAGAAAAGUGAGUUGCUGUGGAAAGGGAUGGAGCCAAAGUUCAUUCUCUUCCUCAAAAUACUCAAUGGCAAAGUCCAGAUUCUGGGUUUUUCACCUGCUUUUAAAUAAGCGUGAUAGCCCAGUUUGCAUGUUUAUCUCUACAGUGGUACCUCAGGUUAAGUACUUAAUUCGUUCCGGAGGUCCGUUCUUAACCUGAAACUAUUCUUAACCUGAAGCACCACUAUAGCUAAUGGGGCCUCCUGCUGCCGCCGUGCCGCCAGAGCACGAUUUCUGUUCUCAUCCUGAAGCAAAGUUCUUAACCUGAGUUAAUAUUUCUGGGUUAGUGGAGUCUGUAACCUGAAGCGUAUGUAACCCGAGGUACCACUGUAUUCUGGUAGCAGGGAGUAUACAUCUCCUUUAUCCUCUCCCAGCCCCUCAAUUCCUGUUUUCAAUUUAAGCAGGUGAACUUGAGGGUGCAGCAUUAAUGAAUUUGUGAAUCAUCAGGCGGGUCUAUACAGGCUGCUACUUUUAUUAUUAUGUGAGUCAGUUCAAUUUCUUCUCUUUUCCACUCAAGAAACUCUUAGCUGGCUGCUUGCAUCCUGAUUCUGGCUUCAUUUCUGCCCUUCUGUGGAGCUGGAGUACUUUAUGAUAUCCCUAUGACGAUGCUGUUUCUUCCUUCCUUUGAAUGCUUUGUUUCUUUUCUCUCAUUUCUUUUAACAUAAAUAGAAUAUAAAAAAGAUACAUCCAGAAAUAGCAGGGCAGCAUCUUCAAAAAGGGACAUGGUGUAGAAUUUCAUAUAAAUAAAACACUACGUUUUGCAAGAAGAUGGAUUGUGCAGGGAUUCAAAUCUCCCAGGAUGUAGAGUAGUAUUAAUCAUUGGUGAAGUGUUCAUGAGUGAACAAACCGCAUGUGAACAAAUCAUUGCAGUGAAUCCUUAUGGGAUGAUACCUAUCAGAAAAGCUAUUAUGAAUGUGCACAGAUAGAGGUCAUGCAUUGGGAAAUGGUACUGGAAGCAGAAGAAACCACAUUUGCUAUUUUCUCCAUUCUUAUUUUAGUAGCUUGUGUGCAUGUGUGUUAGUUAAUGUUUGCUCGGAUCUGGUAGCAGCACACAGCAGAGGUCAUGCACUGGAGAGCCCAUGUGGAGUGGUGGUUGGAACUAGGACCUGAGAGGCGAGAGUUGAAAUCCCAACUCAACCAUGAAGCUUGAUGGGUGACUUUGAGUCAGUCAGUCUGUCCCUCAGCCUAAUCCAGGCAUAGGCAAACUUGGCCCUCCAGAUGUUUUGGGACUACAAACAACUCCCAUCAUCCCUAGCUAACAGGACCAGUGGUCAGGGAUGAUGGGAAUUGUAGUCUCAAAACAUCUGGAGAGCCGAGUUAGCAUAUGCCUGGCUUAAUCAAUCUCAUAGAGUUGCUAUAAGGAUAAAAUGGGGGGGGGGCUCUCCCACCACCUGCAGUUAGGUAAACUUGGCUCUGCUGGGAGGAGGAGCCCCUUGCUUCUGGGUGGGAGGUCUAGCAAGCUGUCUUUGAUCACAGCUCUCUGAAACCUGGUGCCUGUGCUGACAAAUAUCAAAACACAAACAGCUGUUAAAUUAAAUGGGCAGUUGCUGGAAAACGGAAAUUUUCUGUGACCAGGCCCAAUAUUGUCAUACACACUUCCCCCUUCCAAUAAGUACGAAACAAAAUUCUGCUUAUUCAGUCUCUUUUUGUUGCUCUCUAGCUGACUAUCUCACAUUUUCUUAUCUUAGAAACCUUGGGCAUUUUCUUUUUUUAACUUGGAAGCUUAUCACGAUCAGGCUUGGGAAGCCUUACUGUAGACAAAUCAUGACAAAAGGUAUAUAAUUGAUUCUGAAGUGAAAUUGGAGCAAAGACACAUUUCCCCCCGAAGUUGGAACAGUUUCCUUAAAACAGCUUAAUUCAGAAUAUUGAUUUUGCCAAAGACUCUAAGAGGUUGUGGACCCACUUGCAGCAUGCCCCAUAGGCAGAGUCAUGAAAUAAUAACGGGUGGAACAAACUUGACACAACUUUCUGGAGUUAAGACUCUGCCACAACUUUAUUGAUUACAGAUUUAGGUAGGCUUUGGCUUAGGCAUCGGGUGUGUAUCCUAUAUCAGCCUUUUGUAGGAAGGCUGAAGUUUGGACAGGGUCAUGCCUGGGUUAUGGACCACCUCAAGACACAGGUCAACUAAGCUGGUCCUCCCCAGGCUGAGUCCAGAAGUUCUAUGGCACUUCUACACCCGCUUGGCUUCAGGACAGAAACUUCAACUCAGACCCCUUCACUAGGGUACCCUGAGAUUGGUUAUAGAUGCAAUAGCACCUGAUAAUGGACUGGAAAAAAACUGUGUUUUGCUUUUGUAAAGCAAAGAACACAAAGCAUCCGAUUCUACAAAGAUCGCCUCCUGUCUUCCUAUCCCUUGCAUGCAAAUUUGAUUUUUAAAAAAUUGAUUAAAGUCUUACUGAUACUGGAGAUAUAGCAGUUAACCUUUUAGAUCAUUUAACAGAUCUGAAUGUCCUGUUUGCCAAUGUAAAGAAACUUUGUUUUUGAUGAGAGCCAAAAGUCAUUGGUGUACAGCCUGCACGCUUUCUGACUGCGAGGUACCCUGAUGAAACUUUAAUGCCAUUUGUCAACAGAUAUCCUUUUAUUGUAUACAGGAAACAAGCAAGAGUUAGAUAAGCUAAAAAUAAUCCCCGGGCUCAGCAGGGGCUCCAUUGGAGAAGCCCACAUGUGGAGGCACAGAACAUUAUAUGUGGAAGAGACUUCUGAGCUGAUCCCCCAACCUGUCCCUCUGUCCCCUCGGGGUUCCUUUAUAGAGAAAGAAAAGACGAUAGUAAAAGGCCGGCGGGGAGAAGAGAGUGCAGUUUGGUUCAUUACUGUGAAAAAGAAGCUGUCAAUGUGUCACUUUCUUUCAUUCUUCCUCCCUUGCCAGGCCUUUCUUGAUCCAGGGAAUGGAGACUUAAAUCAAACAGUCAGGAUGAAUGAUGAAACCGCACAGUGUGUGUAAAACAAAACAAAGAAGAAGAAGAAGAGGGCAACCAAGAGCGGGGCUGGAUGUGGGGCACCAUCUGGAGGCAGUGGAGAACAGUCCGCUGAUUGUUUCCUUUAUUUCGCUGAGGGCAGAGUCUGGUAGUUGAAAGGCCUUGGUAGGGAGGCAUUCCCUUGUCUCUGUGUAACAAACAAUAGCCAGGCCUUGUAAAGCCCCGGCAUCUUCGAAGUAUAGGUACUGUUUUUUUAUGGUACGAUAAGACCAGAGGAGCAAAUAAGUAGCAUUGCCUAUCAGCCUUCUAGGUUGGAGGGACAAUGCCUUCAGUUUUUAAAAUGGAGCCUGAUGGGUUCUUCUGUGUAGACUCUUACUUGUUUCUGUUUCUAUUUACAGUCGUACCUCCAUUUACGUAACCCUCUGGUUACGUAAACUUUGGGAUGCGUGCGCGGCAAACCCGGAAGUAUUUUACCGGGUUUCGGCGCAUGCGCGGAAGCGGUGCUCAGGUUGCGGAAACCUUGGGAUCCGACCGGACCUCCAGAAAGGAUCCCGUCCACAACCAGAGGUCCCACUGUGUUUAUUUUGCAAAGACAUCGGUUCUACAGGUUUCUUGGAGCAUAUGCAACCUGGUGCAGAGGCACAUUUAAGGGAGUGCGGUCCAUUUGCCCACACUGGGCACCAAGUCGAGAUGGUGCAGCAGGGGGCACCGCAACAAUGCCUAAUGACGGGGUGGGCACCAAAUUUUGGCAUCUCAGGGCGCCGCUGAAAUUUUGAUGUCCAAAGUCUGCCAUUUCCUGGUGCCCUCCAUGUUUAACUUCUACAUUUCCUUUUAGUCCAAAACAUGUAGAAGGCACCAGGCUGGCAAAAAUUGGUAUAUGCUAUAAAGAUUUUCUUAUGGAGAUGUUGCAAAAUAUAGUCUCUUUGCAAAAUCCUUUGCAAGUGCAAUGUAUGUUCUAAAUUGCCAGUGGUACUAAUCAUAAUGUUUCCAAAUAAAUAAGUACUGAAACCUCCUUGAGAAAAUGGGGUUGGGAGUCUGGGCCUCGCAACAGAAGAGGCCCCAUCUCCGGUAGCCACCCACUUAGCCUUUGAAGGUGCCUGAAGCUAGGCCUCAAAUAAUGUCUCAGCAGGUUAAUACAAGCAGCCCUCCCUCAGUUUGCAAAGUAGUUCAUCAGGAGAGUGUCACUUCCAAACGUAAGAAACACUAAGAUUAGAAGCCUGUUGGUGAAGUUGCCAGAAUCUUGUGUGUUGUUUGGAGAUCAGGACUGUUAAUUUACAUUUGUUUAUUUUUAUUGUUUUCUGACUGUUUUCAAUAUAUUUUUCUGGAUGUUUGGGGGUUUUGAAGUUUUGAGGGGUUUUUUUUUUUAAAAAAAAUUAAGUUGCUGAGCUACUUGGAAUGCUUCUGUGGAAAGGCACACUAUAAAUGUGAUAAAUUGAACAGGGUCUUUUUUUUACCUCUUUUUAAUGCAUCUGUUGAUACCACAAUGAACUGUGUCAUUACGUAAAUAUGGCAGUUCUGUGGCUCAUAGUUUCCUCAACUGCGUGUGGUCUAAACUCCCCUCAUUAUUGUUCGCAGCCUGCCUCCACUGAGCAACCAGCAGAAGGACUUUUCCUGUGUUUACAUUCAGCUUCCACAAAUCCUAGCUUGUCAUUACUUAGCAACAACUGUCAUUUAAAACAAACUUGUAAGUUUCCAACCAAACUAUUUCCAAACCAUGGGUUAUGAAGCUGGCUUGUUUGAUUUAAACCACAAGCCCUGGUUUGUACAUAAUAACAAACCAGGUUUAGUGGAUAUUGAAAGUAAACACAGUAGUAGGAUCCUCCCUUCUCUCUUUCUCUCUCCCCCCGUGUGUGUGUGUACAUGAUCCCAAGGUUUGGUCAGACUUAGUCUGGCUCACACAUGUAGCACUAACCUAUGGUUUAGUGUUUUUUACAAAACAGCCCAUUGAUUUGAGUACUGCAUUUUGUUUUCUGUUUUCAGCUUUGUUAUUAAAAAAAAUAAAACAAAGACCACUUAAAAAGUAGCAGGUUAUAUUUAACUUCCUUGCGUCUUUUAUUUUUUUUCAAGAUUUGAGAAACUCAUUUAAAUUCUUUCUUGCCUAGAUUAAAGGCUCCAUGGUUAGUACUGUUAAAAGGAUGAAAGAACAAACAUUUGCAAUGUAUUCUUUUAUUCAUUUCAGAAAAUAACUGAAAAAAAUUAUACGCACCAGAGCUUUCCAUUGUAUUGUUGGGUUUAUAGUUUCCUGUUCUCUUUCUGUGCAUGUCCCUCUUUGUGUGUGAACGAGUCAUAUCUAUAUCUAUAUCUAUAUCUAUAUCUAUAUCUAUAUCUAUAUCUCUACAUCUACAUAUAUAUAUAUCUCAUAAAACAGAUGUAUGCAUACACACAGAAAAUAUUUGUGUGUGUGUGUACACAUUCUGUAGACUGAUGAAAUAUGGUCUACUGGCAAUUUAUUCUGCAUAAUUUUGGCUGUGUUCUUUGCAGCAUAUUUAUUUAUAUCUGCUAGAAAAAGCUCUGAUAUUCCAUAUAUCAAUAUGUUGUAAUGGAACUGGCUACACCCCCCCCAUGGCAUGCAUAGUUUUCUGCCUCAAAACAGGUUUAGAGAUCAGGUUCAACUUUCCUUUAGGAAACAAAAUGAUAGUUUCUAAAUGUAAAAAUGAAAUUUCUUAUUAUUUUAAGGUACUCAUUCUUGAGAUCCAUGUUGGUGCGCACACACACACACACACACACACAUAUAUAUAUAUAUAUGCACCGAGAUCCCUGUUUAGGGCAAGUCUUCUUUGGUGAGAGAACCACAGUAGAGAUUUAAAAUCACAAAAUAUGCAGCAAAGUAAAGCAUGGAAAUACAGGUUGUUGGACCUUUAAAAUACGCUUCUCCAAGUGAAUUGCAAAAUGUCCCCUUAAAAAAUUUCUUUCCAAAGUUUUCUCAUCCCUCAGCAUAGGAAGAAGACCACAUGCUUGGUAUGUUAAAAUUUGGUUUACUUAUAAACUCUUCAAAGGUCAGGUUCAUAUACUGCAGAAAAGGUUGCCCAGGCAGUAGCUAGCUUAGCUAAAAGUGGUAAAAGUUCCUAGUUUAUUGGUAUGGGAACUCAAGAGGGGCUUGUUAAAGCUAUGUGGCUGGAAGGAGCAGCUCAGAGCUCACACACUGAAGUUCACAUGUAGACUGGAGGAGAAUAAAGCUUGAUUACCUAGCUCCUCCAAAGGUGAGGGGAAGUGGACAUAGCUAAGCCUGGCAGCUUACUUUAUGGUAUUAACUCUAUCAUGUGUGACUUAAGCAUGAUGGUUAUACAAGUCUGGUUAUCCCACAAUCCAGAGAUACUGUUAAGUUAAAAAUACAUAUUUUUAAUAUAUACGCGUAUACACACAUAGAAAUAAUGAUGGUCUGGAAAGAAUAAAAAGAAAAUCUAGAGUGAGUCUGGAAUCCAGGCAAUGUUCAAAGAUAUCAACUGCUUCCUUUGUAUUAAAUUGCAAGAAGCAAUAGAACUGAAUUCCAACCAGCAUUUUGCUAGUAUCUCACUCCAAAUAAGUUAGCUCAGUUACUUCAUGUAGAUACAGUGGUACCUCAGUUUACAAACGCUUCGGGUUACAAACACUUCAGGUUACAAACUCCACUAACCUGGAAGUAGUUGCUCCGGGUUGUGAACUUUGCCCUAGGAUGAGAACGGAAAUCACAUGCCAGCGGCGCGGUGGCAAUGGGAGGCCCCAUUAGCGAAAGCAUGCCUCAGGUUAAGAACGGUUUCGGUUAGGAACGGACCUCCGGAACGAGUUAAGUUUGUAACCCUAGGUAAAGGUAAAGGGACCCCUGACCAUUAGGUCCAGUCGUGACCGACUCUGGGGUUGCGGCGCUCAACUCACUUUAUUGGCCGAGGGAGCCGGUGUACAGCUCCCGGUCAUGUGGCCAGAAUGACUAAGCUGCUUCUGGCGAACCAGAGCAGCGCACGGAAACGCCGUUUACCUUCCCACCAGAGCGGUACCUAUUUAUCUACUUGCACUUUGAUGUGCUUUUGAACUGCUAGGUUGGCAGGAGCAGGGACUGAGCAACGGGAGCUCACCCCGUCGCAGGGAUUCGAACCGCCAAAUCCUAGGUACCGCUAUAACCCUAGGUAUAACCCUAGGUAUAUGUAACCCUAGGUACCGCUAUAUUAAAAAACAAAAUGGGGGACAAGCCAAAACCCUGUGGGACACCAUAGUGCAAAGGCUAUGGCAUCAAACCAUAGCCCCCCUCCCGACCUGACAGGCCCAGAACCACUGCAAUACACAAUGCCUGAAAGGCUCCACCCAACCAGGCAGAAUAAUAUAACAAUCUAUGGUAUUUAAAGCAGCUGAGAGGCCUUAAAGGUCAAAAGAACGUCGGAAGAGCCUACAGGAUCAGGCCAGGCCAGUAGUUGAGCAUCCUGUUCGCACAGUGACCAACUAGAUGCCUAUGGCAAGCCCCAAAGCAGGAACUGAGGGCAACAAGACUUCUAUGAAUACCACCAACUGGUAUUCAAAGACAGACAAGCUCCAACACUGGAGUUAGAUUUAGCUAAUCAGCCACAGCGGUCUUAGUCCCAUAUCCCGGCCAAAAGCCCAAUGGAAAUAGGUCUAGAUAAUCAUUAACUGUGAUAUGUCCGGAGUUGUGAGACCACCACCAUAUAUUUUGGCUUAGAUUACGUGAUCCUAAUCACACUUCUAUGAAAGCUCUAAACUUCCUUGAAUAUCACCUGCAGGUGAUGUUUUAAUUUCUUCAGAACAAUUUGCUUUGGCCAUCCUUACAUUAUGGUCAUGUUCAGUCACGGUAUCUUCCUGUUUCCCAUCUUUAUAAGGUGGCUGCCUCUCUAUUUCUUAGAUAUGUAUAGCACACCAUUCUUCUCAAAUGUGAAUAAAUGUUACAUUGCUAUUUCUGGGCGAACCCUUUCCGACCCAUCUUCUAGCAAUCUUAAUUUAUUGCUGUUUUCAAUUAUGUUACUUAAAAUCUGGAGUUGUCUUUAAAGUUGUUUUGUUUUGUUUUUGGAAUUUGUAUUGCAUUUCUUGCGUUGUUUCCUUUUAGUUAGGAAAUGUAAAUUGCGUUGAGAUUUCUGCUGAAAUGCGAAGCGGUAUGUAAAAUUAAAUAAAUAUUAUUUCUAAAACUGACACCUGCUUUCACUUCCUCAAUCAGAGGCUGAAAGUUAUAUACUGUACAGGCAACUCCCCAUUUACGUGCAUUCAAUAUGUGUGUGUCUGCGCAUACAUGCAUUGUGCCCAGGCCUGAAGUGACUCAAAAACAUCACAGAAAGGGGUGGGGUGGGCGGAAUGGAGUGUUUACACACUUUUUCAAAUAUAUGUGUUUUCACUUAAACGCAUGUGGUGCCUUGAACCGUCACAUAAAUUUGGAGUUGCCUGCAUGUAUAUGACGCUCAUUUGCUAAAUUCAUGCCAUAUAACAUUUUGAGGCCAAUCUUGCACUGCACAUUGCCCUUGGUGUGCCACAACGAUCUAUUGAUUGCACAGAAUGAGAUGCAUGGGGAAGGUUUAAUGUUAUAAUUCAACGUUGUGUAAAAGUAUUGCAACCUUUAGAAGUUUGGGAUAAGGUUUCACUCUUAUGUGAAUGGGGCUAAGUUCUUCCAUGCCCUAGUUAGAUGGAUCGUCACCUGUGGUGCCUUAAGAACAAAAGGUUACCAAGGCUGUUGAUAUAAUUAAAAGUUCAUUUAGUCCUGCCCUGAGGAAGUAGAUAGAUGUGUGGCUCUUAAAAUUGGAUUUCCACAAGAGAAUGCAACCCCACACUGGUUGCAGCCCAAACCUCAGCAGGGUGUGUGCAUUUGCUGCUGUGUUCACUGGAGUUGUUAGUCUGGAGCAGUUCUGAAUUCCUAUGCCUUCAGAAUCACAAUGUGAACUUGCAUACUAUGGCUUCCAUAUGGAGGAAUCUCUCCUUGGCAGCUGUUACCACACUGUGCCCAGUUCAUGUGCAGCAAUUUGCCACAUGGAUCAAGCAGUCUUCAUCCCUUCAAACAUCCAGAAAGGAAGAUUGUAUGAGCAUUGCCAAAUCUGUAUGUUGAGCCACUGUACACAAAUGAUUUCAAGUGCCAUAUACAUGUUGGUCAUUGUAUGCAAACCAGGCCUUAGAGCCUGCCUUUAGACAUCUUGAAACAAGUUUAUAUACGGUCAUUUCCCCCCAUGUUAAACUCUUGGCAAUGAUGGCAGAACCCUGCAGAUAAUAUCUGGGUGGUGGUGAUGGAGAGGGGUUAUAUUUUGUGGGACAGGGAUAUUUAAUGCUUAUUGUGAACAUUCAAGAUGAGCUGCUUAUGAAGUAUUGCUUAUGUGAUGCUCCAUUGACUGUGCUUGCAACAUAGAUUAGGAGUUAAGUAAAUAUCUAUUAUUUCAUGGCAGGUGAGUUGAGCAUUCCAAAUGAAUGCAUGCCCCACAUUAUAUUUAAGAGAAGUCUAUUGAUUUCAGUGGAAGCACAUGCAAGAAACCAGUUUCACCUAUAGCAGGGUGUAGUAUAUGGUAAGUCCUUUAUGAAUUGAGAGACACGGUCAGCAAUAAUGUUUUGGGGAAAAGUUAUAUACUAUGGGGUAGCUAUCCUAAACAUUUCCAGUAUAUAAUCUAUGAACCACUACAUCAGCAUGCAUUAUUGUGUAUAAUGGUCUCCCAAAGUCUGAUGAGAGCUACUAGUGAGUCAGUUUGUCUGGUCUCUGUGAAUAAAUAAAUACAAAUCUUUAAUGUAAGUAUAACUCUUAUUAUUCAGUGGGACCAUGAAAACAAAGAAACAGCCUGGAAGCUCUAUAAUAUAUAGUUUCUUUUUUAAAAAAAGUGCCUUUGGGUCCCUCCAGCCCCAUGUAUAAGAUCACAGUCUGGGUUUAUUAUGAUACUGUAAACAGAGGAAGUGGUCUGUCUAUUCAGCUAGUAACUACGAACAGCUGGCUGUCUAGUGUCCCCUGAUGCAACUAAAGCUGGAAACAAAAAAUAAAUAACUUAUGUCCGAUUUCCAUCCUGUAUGGGGCCACCAUUUUGUACGUUCCCAUCCACCGCCAUUAAACUUUAUGUGUCCUUGUAGUGUUGUAUCAUGCUGGCUAGAACAGCUAUAAUGGGAAGAUUCCAUGAACUUGCGAAAUUGCUUACAGAACAGCCUUUAACACAGAUCACAAUGCUCAAGCUAUUAACCUGAUAAUAUAUCAGCAGCCCUUCACCAACACCAUAGACUGAUACAUGACUUCCUUUAAUUUAGCUCUUUUGGUACUUUCAUUUGUUCUUCUUAUUAUCCCUACUGUAUCUUUUCUCCAACAUAAUUGCCUCACUGUGGGUUUUCCUUAUUCUGUAGCCUCCUUUCUUACUCGUUCUGUAGAUGAAGAAUAUGCCGUUUUUUCAAAAGUUGGAAUUUAUUUGGGGCAAAACAACCUCUCAAAUAAUUAGCAGGAGAUGCAGAUGCAAGGAGACUUUUGUCUUGGAAUCCUAUUAACGUUAACAUUCGAAUUCUAAAGUAAAGUGUGAGGGAAAAGUGAAGCUUCUGUUGUGCUGUCUAACCCCCACUACUGACAACAUCUUUGACUUUAGAAGAAACUAAAUUGCAAAACUGACACUUCCCUCACCCUCUAGAAUAUUAUUGCUUGGUAUGGAGAGCCAUUGCUGUGUUAGUUCUCUGAGCAAGGUGUAGAACAGGCAAUGCUAUACACCAAAUAAAGUGCCUUUUUAUUUGAUCUUAUUUGAUCCUGCUGAUUUUCUCAUUGUUGUACAUUCCUGCUGUGUGGUGUAUAUAUAUUUUUUAAAUCUUGAUUCUAUUUUUGUUUCUAUUUUUAUCACUCUGUGAAUUGUACAAGCCACCCGGAAGGCUAGGGUGAGCCCCAUGUAAGUAAAGACAGCUCAUUUUCAAACAAAAUUCAAUCUGCCAAAUCCCAAAGAAGGGCACAUUUGAUGUACUGGUUAGAGUGACAGACCCUUGUUGAUAUUCCUCCUCAGCAAUUGGGAGUAGAACCAGGCAAUGUUUGCUUCUGUGUGGCUUCCCCAUGUGGUGAACUGCUAGAACUUCAACUGAGAACAUCUUCCUGGCAGUGAAGUAUUUCUCAUAGUCUACAUGGCCCCCCUGGACCCGCCUGGAGAGGGUAAUAAAAGGUGUGUUGUUUUUUUAAUUGUGGCAGGGCAAGUCUUCUUGACUUUGAUGUGUUUCCAUGGAUUCCUUGAAUGUGACUCACCGGUUCAGCUCCUGACCUGAAAAAUGGUUAUGGGUUCAGUCUUGACAGCCAUGAAGCUCACUGGGUGGGCCAGUCUCUCAGUCUCCCUAAUCUACUUCCUAGGGCAGUUUGUGAGGGAGGGAGGGAGCUGCUCUAACCUACCCACCCCACCCCUGCAGACUGCCAUUCGCCAACAGUGAAAAAUAUAUGGAUACUUAUCUCUGUUGCUGAUUUAGAUUGGAAAAAUGAGGAGGAGGGAAGGGGUGAAGUUUUCCUUUCUCCUAUGUACCAUUGGGGCCUAUAAAAGCAGCUAAGAGAUCUGUGGCUUACUUAUUUUUCAUCAUUUGUUAGAUUUCUUUGCAAAUUCAUUCAGCGUGAAUAUAUGUUACAGGGAAUUCAGAUUUGCCACCACAUAUUAGUUUAUAGACUGGAGAGAAGGCAAGAGUAACCAAAUUGUAGCACACACAGUACUAUAACCUUUUCUCCCUCUGUAGAUUUAAGAAAUACUUGCAUCCCAUUAAAUGUAGCAGUUCAGGUUUUUUAUAAUUGUAAAGGGAAUCGGUUUAGACGAAUGCUGUAGUUUUGAUCAUAAUAUGCCCUUUAGAAAAUGGGAGCUGAUAAAUGACUUCAGAAUGAUAUAUGAUAUCUGGUAAAGCCAUUUGAAAAGGGAACAGUGGCAAUGAAUCACACUUUUCAGCGGUGUGGUUGCAAAUAUUGAACGUAAAGCAGCACAUUUCCCCUCGCAUUCAGAAUCAGUGUCCUUUGCUGGAUUUUCCUUCCCUGUUUGUUUCAUUAUUUCAUUUUUAUUUCAAGAGAAUGGUUGUCUGUUUUCUGUAGCAGUUGUUGCUGAGCUCCAUAGCUUACUUAAACAGACUGCCAACCAAUUAUAUUUUGCUUAGAGAAAUUUAUCUGAGGUGAUUUAACACAUGUAAACUUGGAGGGGUGCACCUCAUGUGGAAAUAUAUGGGUACCAUAUUGUGGAUGGAAUUAUAAAUCAAGAAACUCUCCCCCUCUCUCUCAAAUAUGGCAGACUUUGGUCAUUUUCACUAAUGGUCUGUAUUUAAGUAUACAAGAUGGGGCUCCAAGCAGUCAGAAUAAUUUUGUCUCCUGAAAAGAAACCACUUUCUCUAGAAAACACAGAUUCCCUAGCUUGAGCUUUGACCUUUAGGCCUGGGCAGGACAGCAGUGAAGUAUAGAAGAGGAAUGUGACCCUGGGCCAGCCCCAUCUACCCAGACUACCUUUGGUUCUUUGGAUUCUGGUCACUGUUGCUCUGAGCCCUUGGGAUUGUCAGUGCAUCAAAUAAAUAAUUUUGUGUGCAGAAUCUUUGUUAUUCUUGCCAUGUAAUUGCUUCCUUUUCACAGAAUUUGUGGGUUUGGUACACAAAGACAGAGCAGCCUUUGUACUAAGGUACUCCCUGGUAUACUGGGUAUGGCUUAGCUUUUAGUGUUUUUAUUUUCUCUAAGUCUGAGCAAAAAAACCUAUUGCCAAUCUGUUGUUGGUGUUUAACAGUAAUGAUACCCUUUGAGCUAUCCUUUGAUCCAGCCUAACUUUUCAAAGAGCUCGAGUAAACAGGCAGAUGUUUUGAGUACUCAUAUUUUAGCUAUAGCUUUGCACUCCAGUAAUGUUCCUUUCUAUUAUUAUUAUUUCAUUUAAAAACAUUUGCAUUGAAAAAUAAUGCGGGAUUCGGCAGGUGACUCACUGCAGUCUGUGCUGUGCUCAUGUUUUCUUGUCGCCAACAGUGUUUGAAAUGAAGCAGUUGCAGUCCAAAUGCAAGGGGGUCUUCAGAGGAGAUUGGGGCAGACUUGUAUGUGGGUGGCGCCUUCACUUACUCUGCCAAUAAUUAAACACUUUAAUUAGAAUUUUUUAGUCAAAAACCUGGAUACCUCACAACUAAACAAACAAAAAAAAUCCUGCAAACAAAGUUUCCAUUAAUUUACAAGGCAUGUCAAUCUAUAACUAACGAUUUCCAUCAGACAGUUCUUAAUGGAAGUUAAAACUCAAUGUCAGCUAGUAGUUCCCCAUUAGAUUUGAACUGGGAUCAGUUAUAGAAUGAUGUGUUCAUUCUGGUGUUUCCUAAUUUUGGACAGGACAAACAUUAAACGCCCUCCCUCCGACCCUCCUGAUGGAAUCCAGAUUUCUGAAUGCUUAUGGGAUGGCAUCAUUAAUCCCUUAAGGAAAUGAAUUUACAGCUGGCUUCAGUUACAGACAGCAGUUUCCCUCCUCAGAAGCAUAAUUUCUUGUGAAAUAUUUGUAUUUACAUAAUACCCUAUUCAACUUGCUUACUUGUAAAUCAUGUUGUUAUAUGGGCAGUUAUAACUAUUAGCCCAUAGUUCCUAAAGGAGGAAGUCCAAUAAAAUAAAACUUUUUAUUUUGCAGCUUAUUUAGGUUGCAGUCCUGUCCACAUUUACUUGGAAGAAAGCCUCACUGAACUUGAUGGGACUUACUACUGAGCAGGCAUGCAUAAGAUCCAUCCCAUCUACAUACAUUAAAUUAUGUGAUCUCCUCCGUGUACCCCUGCCCCUCUCUAGUGGCCCCGGUCUUCUGUAUGUGGACCCAGGAGAUUAUUGGGAUUUGUAAUUAUUGAGAGUAUGUGAGUGAGUAGUGUGACUACCUUAACCAGAAAGCAUAGACUCAAAAUGUCAACAUACAGGUGUGUAUCCAAUAAAGGCAUUACAGUGGAACAUCCCCUUCCUUCCUCUCCCCGCCCCCCAAUGUAACUACUCCUGAAUUCUAAAAUCUGCUUUGUGGGGUUAGGGAAAACCCCAGGGAUGAUUGGGAGGGCACAAAGGGGAGAGAGAAAGGGAGCAGAGAAAGGAGGGUGUUCCAUUGCGGAAGCAGAAGUUGUUCCACUCAAGCAAUGACUUUGUUGCAUGCAACAACACCUUUUUUUGAUAAUGCUCACAUUCAUUUUUCCAUAGUUAAAAAUGAAAGGAAAUGCAAUAUUCAGAAAAGAUAAGAUAUAUCACGUUGGGAGAAAAAGUAGUUCUCUCCUUUCUGUAUUGUGAUGUAGCUUUCUUGGUUGCUGUUGCAUCAAAUGUUACCUGUGAUUUGUAGCUUGAAUUACAUUUAUUUCAGGUUUUCCUCCUAUCACUGUGGCUUCCCUUUUCCGAGUGUUGUUCUUCUGUUUUCAUCCAUGUUUCCUUCUUUUCCUGUGGAUAUCCAUUGAGGAAAUUACCGAAAAACAGGAAAAAGCUGUGUCUGGGAACUUGCAGGGUUGUCAAAAUGUAUUUUUAAAAAUAAUUUCCUAAAUUCAUGGUGAUCCUACCGUUUUGAGGUCAAACUCAAAUCAGGGGAAGUUGUGAUUUCCAUAUAUUUGCAAAUUAUGGAUUAGAACUCUGCAGGACAGGCACCAUUUCAGAUUUUAUUGAUGGGGGUGAGGAGAGCAAAAAACAUCCAGGGACAGGAAUAUUCUCAACAAGGAUUAAAGGCUGACUCUUGGUUGCGUUGAGCAGUAGGCUUCAAAAAGUAGUGUUUUUUAAAAGCAUGUCUUAUGGCUGAUACAUAGCGAUGUUAUUGACACCGUGAUGUGUGCAUUUGGCAUGCGCACCUGGCACAUGGAUCCAUUCCAUUGUUAUGGUAAUAGUUGCUCAGUGUAUAAAUUCAGAGAAUUGGCUAGAACUCUUGGCGCCCCUGAAGAAUAAUUUAAUGGGAUUCUGAAGGGCCUCCUCUUUUCUCUCACUCCCACUUUCAGCAGUGGAUUGUGUGAGUGGACUCCUCAAUGCUGUCAGUGCAUGAGAGACCGUUUCCUCUUCCUGCUCAAUUCCUCUUUGCAUUAGCUCACCCUCUGCUUUACUGAUUGCUCCCAUAGGUAUUCCAAUGUGACCCUGAGAUGCUGAAAGAUAUAUACUGUCACUUGCAGUGGUGUACCUAGAGGAUGGUCAAGUUGGCCCCUGCCAAGGGCCCAGGUCCAUGGGGGGCACGGAAACUGCACCUCUCUGCACUGGCUUGGAGUGACUAGAAGUUUGUCCGCCUGUUCUGUGGGCUGCUCCCCUGCUGCUCUGAGCACCUGGUGUGCUGGUUCCUCUGGGCGCCUAGACAGAAGAAUCUGGUUGCUGUUGUAGGCCGUUGCAACAGCCAUGCUGGGCAGGGGCCCCUCCCCAAUUGAUCAGUGGUGCUAUUAGAAGUGUGAGUGGAGCAUCCGGAGGGGCUUAGAGCGAAGAAAGAGAGAGAGAGAGAGAGAGAGAGAGGAGGAAAAUAGAAGGGAAGGAGAAAGGAGGCAGAAGGGAUAGCAGUGAAUAGAGGCAGAAAGGCAGGCAGACGACAGAGGAGGGGAGGCAGACCCAACCCCAAUGGCCGCAGAGGAAAUCACUGGUGGAACGCAAAAGGCGAUGAAAGCAAACUUUCUGAGUUUCUGGCCAUGGUCUCGCCUGGUUAUGGAGACACCAGUACAUCUCCUUGUCUAGGCAUUCCUCUGGUCAAGUGUCACUUACUGUGAUUCCAAAAGGUUUUUGCAACUUGCUCCCCCUCUUCUUUUGCCCUCUUCAUUCAAAAAAGAAAAGACCUAUAUCCACAUUUGUGACUUGGUCAUGCCUUCUUCGGCCACAUCUGCUUUCAUUUGUUGCCCUAACCCUGCAAAUGUUGCUCAUGGGUCAAUGUGGCAGCAAUGUAUAGUUGACUGAUUCGUUAGAGUGAUGCAUUAAAUAUUUCUGAUCAACUAAAAAAGGUGCCAUCAAUUGAGCAGUACUAUUUAAUGCAAGUACAUGUACGUACCAAUACGUGUGAGAAAAGGGAGAAUUCAUUUUCUCAGAUGAUGCCUCUUGUACUUGUGUGCAUCAUGAAAAAGUAUGCAUUUUUCUUUGUUUAGAACAGUUGUAAAAAAUUGUGUUUGACAGAUUAAUAGUAUGAUAUAAUGGUUAGAGCAGGGACCGGGAACCUGGGCUCUCCAGGUGUUGCUAGAGUACAGCGGUCAUAAUCACUUACCAUUGGCCAUGCUGGCUGAUGGGAGCUCAACUCCAACUACAAAUGGAGGGCCACAGGUUCCCCAUUGCUGAGUUAGACAUGGUCUGGGGAGAUCCAAGUUUGAGUCUCCACUCAGUCAUGAGCAUCUCUCAGCCGAAGCUUCGGGGCUGUUCUGAUGGUAAAGUGGAAGGAGAAGAACCAUGUGUACUGCCCUAAGUUCACUGGAGGAAAGGCAGAAUAUAAAUGUUACAAUGAAAUAAUCAAGUUGUUAUCUGUUUAAUCUGAUGACUACCUUAGUGAUAUUGCCUAUAGUUCUGUAGCCGAUUUCCUUGGCCUAUUCUAUGCUGGGCUGUAUUAUGUUACAGGGGCCAAACAUAGUAAUUACAGAUAAGCAAGAUAUACCUUGGCUUAGAUAAUGUUUACUUUUUGGUUAAAAGACACAUAAUUGAGAGCAAGUGGGCUGGUUGGCAGACAUGUCUCCUCAGCUCCUGACCUUUGUGAACAUGACAAAUGUUUAAAAAUCACAUGUGAUUUCAGUACAGCUCAGCCUACUUAAUGGCUCUAGCCUGAAAUGAAUUCUUAUACGAAAUCUCUUGACUGUGUGACAGUGGCUAUUCACAAGGAAUGCUAACCCUUAUGAAUAAUAUUAUAGGGCCACUGUUGUUGGAGAGAACAGACCAGGCUAUUUUCAUGUUUUCAAAACUGAUACAAUGGGGCAAAAUUUCACAAACAGUAGCUAAUGAUGCACUGAAUGAAUUGAAAUGAAUGAGUUUAAACGAAUUUGAACAAAUCCUAUACCUAAAUUUUUCAACUAGAUUUAAUUUAUUCUGCCUGUCCAAUAUAUUUAAAGUGCCAGUAAAAUUGGAAGUACUUUGAGUGUACUCACUCCCCAUUAUAACUGAAUUCUCUCCCACCCCCACCCCCUUUAGUUUAGUCUCUAGUUCUGCUUCCGACUUCUCUGUUUCCAAACUCUGGAGCAGCAGCAGCAACAACAACAACAAAAACCUAAAUAAACAAACAAAAUCCUGGGACAAGAUAUUGCUACAUAAUUUACCAUCUGUUUCUGGUUUCUGACAGUCUGCUAGGCUCCACAGAAUCUGGAUGAAAUGUACUCCUGAAAGGAUUUGUAUUUUAGCUGGAGAUGAGGAUUUUUCAAAACCAAGUUGAAAGCAGUCAGCAUAAGCACCCUUCCAACACAGCCCGAUCUUUCAUCUUUUUUUGAGCACUAACUCACCUAUCCCCAGUUAGAUCAUACCAAAAUACAUUAGACCAAUGAAAUAGAGGCCAUUAAUUUAAUUAUUUAUUAAGGAAUUUCUACAUUGCUUUGGCCAAAAAUUGGCCAAGACUUGCCCUGAAAAAUAACAAAUGGCUCCAGGUAGGUUUCAUCACCACUACAUGGUCUGUAAGGUACAUGUUUCUAAUUUGGUUCCAUCCUUGACAGAUAAUGAAAUAUAAGAAGACUCCAUUUAAUAAUGAAGCAAAGCCAGAUGGGUGGGAGAAAAAUGAACGUGAAAGCAAUAGUAAGCUUUAUUUACAAACCCGUUCAUUAAUUGCUUAGAUCAGUUGUCUCUCUUGUCUAAGUAGAAUUUCAGACCCAAACCCCAUUCUUAUGGGUAUUCUAUUAGAAGAAGCAAGGGAGAGAAUGUCAGUGGUUUGUUACUUCCUCAUGCAAGACCACAGCAGCCAUUUUGUGGCAUAGCUAAGGCAUAAUCACUUAAAGAUUUAUAAGCAGUACUUAAGUAUGCCAGUCUCCAAGAGUAGUCCUCUGGAGGAAUAUAGACUGAACCCUGGGUUUAGACAGAAGUAUAUGUGUAUCUAUUAGGCACUGAAACACUUCCCCAGAUUUUUCUUACUCACCAGUUUGUGUAGUAGUGCAUUAGCUGUAAUAGGAGAACUCAAUGAACUGUAACACGUACCUUAAUCGAAGUAAAGGCUUCGGCAAUAAAUUGUACGCAAUGCAUUAAUUAGCAAAAUGGAAUGGAAUUAUUUUGAAGGCAUUGGAACAAAAAUCCUGGCUUCCCUGUUAUUAUUAAUUGUUGUCUGAAUGAUAUGCUUAGCAGCAGACACAUUGGCUGAGCCAGGCAAGUGCUAUUUGGAGAGAGGAUGCUCGAUUUUAAAUAUUAGCUUUAGAUUGUGGUUUCUAAGAAGAAUGUGCUCAUGAAUAGUUGUGUUGAGAUUAGAGAGAGCUAAUUUGUAUACGGCUGCACUAUAUGGUGACAAAUUUCUCAGGCCCCUCGCAAUGAUGAGAUACUUCUCCUGUUCCUAAAUUUUUAUUUUAUUUAGACCCAUUUAUCAGGAUAUUUAAAAACCUCUGAAGCAAUUUAUCACAAUGUAAUCAAAGUAAUAUCAGAGUGACGCCUAGAGGAGAAUGAAAUAAUACCAUGCUCUUCUGUAAAAUGCUACAUAACACAAAAAAUGGCAGACUUCUCAGACUUCUAAGGAAAUAAGGAUAGGAUCCAGCUGAAUAGCUUUAAACUUUGCUAGCUGCUAAUUUGUUAGGUUCCCUCUCCCCAGGCAGUUUUGGAAACUGGCCCUUGAGACAGUCAGAAAGCUGCUUCUCUUUCCCUGGGUCUAAACAGCUUUUCAAGCAGGGGAAAAAUGAAUUGGCUUAAGUGCCAAAUAGCCAGGUGUCAGGGACGAGGGAGGGAUUAACCAGAAAGUCAGUUUCAAUCAACCUUGGAUCCAGUCAAGCAUGGGUGGUGUUACAGAAGCAAUGGGUGGGGAGAGGAAUGGAGCCUCCUAAAUUUAUGAAAACCCCGUGGGGUUCUAAAAGCAGGAGUUACCAUGAAAUAGACAAGAGCCCCUUUCAGUAUUAGCACCUGUGUUUCAUUGUAGCACAGAUGUCUGUAAGGAGGAGGUCUUUGCCCAUAUAGCUGUAUGCUCAAAAGGUUUCCACAGAAUCUGGCACAUCCCAUUGUUCAGUGUAUGUCAGGGGACAAGCAGAACAUCAUUAUAGUGCUUGGUACAGGGAGUAGCGGCAGCAGCAACAGCAGCAGCAACAACAACAACGCAACAUGGGAGUUAGCAGCAUCUGAAGGGGGCUCUUGUUGUUUCAUCUAUGUAAGAGUUGCUUUGUUUUAUUGUAUUUAUUUCCUUUGUAUCCUACACUUUUCUCCAAGGAGCCUAAGGAGCCAUAUGUGGUUCUUCCCUUCCUCGUUCAAUCCCCACAACAAGCCUGUGAGGUAGGUUAGGCUGGGAGGCAGUGACUGGUCCAAGGUCACCCAGUGAGCUUCAUGGUCCAGUAGGGAUUUGAACCCUGAUCUCCCAGGUCCUUGUCUGAAACUCUAACCACUACACCACACACAGUAGGAUUGAAUAAUGGAAUAUUCUAUGCAAUUUAUGUGCCAACAAGCCCCACUCAACACAGUGGGAAUUACUUCUGAGUAAAUGAGCAGAGGAUGUUAGCUUUGCAAGGCAUUAUAAUGUAUGUGUGAGAAUCAUAUAGUGCUCUAGAGAUCUGCGCAGGUUAUAUAACAAAUGAAGAAAGCUGAAGUCAAUACGGUCAUUUUUGUCAGAGAAUAAUGCUUUCAAAGAGCAGGAAGUAUGCCUCAGAGUAUUAUUACUAUAGAAGGCAAUAUAAUUCCAGCAGGUCUAGUCAGUUUAAAUAAAUCCAUUAGGCUCAAGUGCUCUGCAUUUAAUUUGCUGCGGAAAAGCACUAUUUAGCUCUAUUUUAAGAUGCUGUAUAGAAAGGCUGAAAAUUUAAAAUGUUUUUAUUUCUAGAGGAAAUGCUAGUCAGUCCACCAUCUAUCUGCUUGUCUGCCUCUCACUUACUCACUCACUCACUCACUCACUCACUCACAAAAAGGACCUAAGGCAGACUUCCCCAACCUAAUGCCCUCCUGAUUUUUUGGACUACACAUCCCAUCAACUGAGUCAAUGUGGCCAAUGCUGGCCAGAGCUGAUGGGAAUUCAGUUUGAUGCACCUGGAGGAAACCAAGUUGGGGAAGGCUGACCUAAGGAAAUCACAGCAACGCAAGAACAUUGUGAUGUUGACAGGAUGAAGCCUUGAAUAAUGUUUACACCAGUUGUGGUUGGUUUGCAGAAGAUAAAUUAUUUCACCUUCUGCUGGAGAGAUGGUCUUAGAGAAGGGAGAUCCUGGUAGACACAAGCACCCCUCAAGCUUCAUUAGGAAACCAAUUUACCAACUAUUUUGAAGUGAUAGUAUUAAGCAAGUAAUUGCUUAGUUGAGCAGUUUUCCAUUAGAGAAGAACUGCUAAACCAAUAUCCUCAGAUUUAAUGACUGGAGGAAAACUAUCAUUGGAUUGCGACAUUAUUUAAAUUUAAUUCACAUCACCUACUGGCUUUGGCUGGAUCAGACCAAAGGUCCAGCUAGUUCACCUUUCUGUCUCCAACAGCCAAAUGCUUUAAGAGGUCACAAGCAGAGCAUGUUGGAAAAACUGAGCCUCUUUAUUCAGAGGUUGCAACUCAAAUUACAAGAUCCUGGAGGCAAACAAGCCAGGACAGUGGUAUAGUGGACAGGGAAUACUGGGAACGCAACUCUGGUACUUCUUUCACAACAAAAACAAUGAUGUCAUCUGCUGAAGUGGUGUUUGGCCACACCCACACCAUAAAUUUAAUGCACAUUUAAGUAUUGGGAACUGCAGUCUGUUAAGCAUGCUGGGAAUUGUAGCCCUGUGAGGGUAAAUUAUAGUUCCUAGGAAUCUCUGGGGAAGCCGCAUGCUUUAAAUGUAUUAUAUGGAUGUGACCAUUCUCGGUGUAGGAAACUUGGGCAAUUAGAGGACAGGCCUGACUUGGCACAUAGUCCCUUUUUUAGCUCGCCUAGGCUCAGUUAAUGAUUGAGCCAAAGGCUGUUCAGGGAUCUGAUCAUAGCUGACCAGGGAUCUGAAGUCAUGUCUUCAUAAACAAACAAAGUCCAGCAGUCUAACCAUUACACCACCCUUUGCCAGUUCACUCUAUGGGAUAGAUGGAUGGAUGGAUGGAUGGAUGGAUAGAUAGACAGACAGACAGACAGACACACAGACACAGCUGCCUGCAACCCUUUGGGACAUUGUUAUGGAAUUCCUGGGCUAUGAGGACCCCCAUGAUAUCAGCUUCUGCGUUGCAACAUUUCCCACAACACCACUGCCCAGCCACUGAUAGUCCUGUCCUCUUUAAACACAUAAGCAUAUAUAGAAAUGUACUUUUUACCCAGUUGGGCUAGCAAGCCAAACUAAUCUCAGUUUUUACGCUAGUAGCAGCUGCCUCAAGUUGCAGCUAAACGUUUCACUGAUAGUGGAAUAGCCUUAAUUAAAAGCCAAUUAGUCAUGGACAUUACUUUGAGGUCCAACAAUAUGCAGUCUUCCCUGCUUCUAGAUAUUCCCUCUUUCAUGCUUCUCAUUAUCUUCAACACAAAAGCCUUAAAAUGAAUGUGGUCUAUUUGGCUGUCUCUAUGGAAACCUUGCUAUACUGCAUGGUACACACGCACUUCCCAGAGCCAACCUCUCCUAUGAUCUUUGCUCCGCACAGACGUGCUGCUUAUUCACUCUUCUUCGACGUUUAUGAGAUGUUUUAUGAAUGCUAAUGAAAAAGAGCCAAGCCCAGAUUUUUUUUGGGGGGGGGGGAGGGAAAUGACAGAGGUUCGAUGAGAUUUAUAGUGCUUGCCUUAGACAUUUUUACAUCUAAAGCAAAAAAAGCUAAAGCUGUUCAGUAAGAACACACACACACACACACACACACACACUUGUGGAAUGAGAAUUUGUAUGCAAAAAACAGACAGCCCUUUUUGAAAUUUACCACCUAGAUUGUGGUUUCCCCUCACUUUGUGGUGAAGCAGGUCUUGGAAAUUUGCAAUGGUACAGAUAUUCAGGUCUAUGCUUGACCUAGCAUCUGAAAGUCUCUGUUUUGGGAAGGGGAAAGAUCAUGUAUUUGGCAACCCAGCCAGAUGGGUGGGGUAUAAAUAUAUUAUUAUUAUUAUUAUUAUUAUUAUUAUUAGCUAUCCAGCUUCUGCAAGAUAUUGAAUUUAAUGCUGCAGAAUAUAAUAGGCAGAAACAACAAAACCAGUAAAAUAAGGGCUCCUUGGUGCAUGUGCUCUAAUAGAGAGAGGGAAAGAAUGAGAGUUAGCUAGCUAAAGCAAAUAAGGCACUGUGGGUAAGUGAAAAAAAGUAAAUAUCUAAGUAAAUGCAUCCAAAACCUCGUUUUUCCCUAGAGCAGGAUUGUAACUGGGAGAGGGGGCUUAGAGGUCUAGGUCUCUUAGGGGUAUUCCAGGGCCUUGUCUAGAAUUGUCUAGAAUUUUCAGCUUUCUAUAAGGGUGGCGGAGAGUGGUUCUAGCCUUUUCACUUAUUGUGGCAUCAGAAAAAAGCAUGUAGGCAAUAUCCACCCACAUCUGGUUGGGUACCCAUUGGGAAUGGCAGGACAGAAAUCAGGAAGGACAACAGUAAUUGGAAUCAUGACAGAUGGAGCCAGUGAAUUCUAGUUUUGUCCCCAUCCUCCCAGCUGAGUUCUACAAGGGCAAAACUGAGACUGAGGAGCUAGGAGGAAGCUGCCAGCCAGAGCGACUGCCUGGACAUAGUUGUAAGUAAUAAGGCAAGCAAGGUGGGAGGCUGGCUGAUGGCCAAGUUAGAUUGGUGGGACGAUGCCCCACUUGCCCUAAUGAACCAACCUCUGCUGCCCUCAUGAAUACUGACAUUUGGACCUUCUCUUUGUAGCUAGUCUGGACAUCAUUUAACUCUUCAAGGUGAACAUAACUCAACAGCCAUGUAUGGCAGCUAGACUUUAGGAGCUUGGAAAGUCCUGUUUUUGCUGUCACCCUGUGACUGCAAAAACAAGUGAGUUGCCAAGCACCUGGAAGGAUGCAGUACUAUCUCCAGACUUAGAUGAUGUCAGAAGAAGGUGCCUUCUCCAUCCCAAGGUCUUCUGAACAAGGCGAUAAUUGUUCACACUGAAUCACUUCAUACUGUCUGAUACAAGCUCACAAUAUUUUUAUUAUUUCAAAAUAUAUUUCAUUGAUUAUUCAAAAUAACAUGGAAUAAAACUUUAGGAAAAUAUUCAGCUUUUGUAAAUAAAUAAAUAAAUAAAUAAAUAAAUAAAUAGGGACUCCACCACCCAAUGGCAGUCAGUACGGUCAAAUCCUAAAAAGGUUAACUACAUAUGGUGAGAAGGGUUAUAUUUCAUUACGACAUUGAAUGCAUGGAUAGCGUUCAACUCAAUUAUAGCCAGGAUCCCCAGUGUGAGAAACCAGAAUGAGCAGCAGGAACCAUUAAACUGUGAAAUGUUCAAAUACAUCUGUUAAAAAAGAUUUUCACUCUGGCAUAUGAUGCUCAGUGUUAAACUUUAAUUUGUGGGUUUUUCUUUGCAUGCCCAAACAGUGUUUAUAAACUCAUUUUUGUUCCAGCUUUGAAAAUUCCAGAUGAAAUACAAAUGUAUGGUACUACCUUCACUCCAUAAUAACCGUACUAUUUUGUUUAUUUUGCAUUGCAGGGGCAGAGUUAGUUGUUGUUAGUGUUUUCUGUAGGGGUCUCUUUUUGAUGCACUUCUAAUUCUGCUGGACCGUACAAUUGCUGAAGAACAUCACACAUGUGACAUUGACACACACACCCCAAUUGCCUUCGCAGGCUGGCGCCUCCGGGUCCAAGAGUCUGUGACACGGCCCUGACUAGCAAAUUGUGGCUUUCCCAUAGUGUCCGAACUGGGCCACUACUAACAUGAACUGCACAAGCUGCUGUCAGCAUAUACAGAGCAAACAGUUCCAACAUCUGCCAGUGCAAGCAUAUCCUUAGUGAAGCUGCUUGGGUGUUAUGGAGCAUCCUGCCAUGCAAAGUGUUUAUUUGGCUUUCUCUUCGUUUGGCUUAUUUUGUCUGUUUCCCUUUGUGGUUUUUUUCAGGUUGGAAGUCCUGAAGCACCAGCUUCCUUCGCAAGGCAGCUCAGACCAGAAGACAGCAGUGGCUGGUGGCCAAUAUGCCUCAUCAGUUGCACAGCGAGAUAGAAGUUCACCCACUGGAGGUGCAGGGAUGUCAGAGAAUGGUAUGGAAACUCGGUGUGCAUGUGGUACAAUGGCCACCAGCUUGGAUGGCUUUAAAAUAGGUUUAGACAAAUUCAUGGAGAAGGCUAUCCAUGGACCAGCCAUGCUCUGCCUCCAUGAUCAGAGCCACUAAUGUUUCUGAAUACCAGUUGCUGGAAACAUCAGUAAGGGAAAGGGCUCUUGUGCUUGGAUCCUUCUUGCAGGUUUCCUACAGGCAUCUAGUUGGCCACUGCGAGAACAGGAUGCUCAUCUAGAUGGGCCAUUGUCCUGACCCUGCAAGCUCUUUUUAUCUUCUUAAAGGAGUGCACCAUUUAGACUGAGCCAUCUUUUUGAGCGGCCCUUUUGUGAGGGGACCAUUUUGUGUGGUGAUCUUCUGUAUUAGCUCACGAGGAGGCAGCCAUCCCAAGGAGCAACAUAACGUUCCCUCCCAAAAAGAUGGCAGUUUCAUUUGCACCGUCUUUCUUGGGCUGGAUAGAAUUCUCUUUUCACCAGAACAUGCUGGGGCAAUUUAAUUCUAGUGGGUUUCUUCUGGCUUGCGAGCAUGAUGUGCUGCUGCUUGCUUUCAGAUACUGGCCAUGAACUUCAGGCACUGUCUGCUUCAAGAAAGCAUUUUUGCAGUCCUUUUCCGAAUGGAAAACGCAUUUAGCACAUUAUUCAUCAACCACAUUCAUAAAGAGAGUGCUCUGUGUUUGUGAGUCUUUGCCUGUUAUCUGACAGGCGAUACAGAGUUCUUACUCAUGUAUGCAGGUUCACCAGAACUGCCUCAUUAAUAUUUUUCCAAAGCAGUGCUAGAGAGAAAAAAACACUUGCAGUAUUCCACCGCCACCCCUUUUCCAAUUUGUUCCCCAUUCCUCCUUUGAAAUGCAUUGGAGGGUUUCAUGUGAGUUUAUGCCACUGCAGCAAAGUGCCCAUGGCGCUAGAGCUCCUAAAGGCUCCCCGGGACGAUCUCAUGUCACAGUGCCUCACUUUGAAGAAGGACCCUAGGUCAUUUUCUCAGAGAGUCAUUUGUCAUCAGCACUUCACUGUGGUGGCUUAUGCUGUUUAAAGUUUAAAAAUUACUUGGAAAACUUUUAAACAGUUGGCAGCAACCAUUCUAGUCAGCAACAGACUGCUCCAUGGCCAGCAGGCAUAUCCUAUCCCAGCUGUCUCUGCUGAGCACAGGACAGGCCGCUGACGGCAGGACAGGGGGAGCAGAUUGGCUGGUGGAAGCAGCAGAUGGAUGCCAACCAGUAACAGGCAGCCCUGUGACCAGCUGACAGCCGUGUGUGUGUGUGUGUUUUGUGAGGAAGGGCGAUGUUACCAUCCACCACCCUUCCCAAUCCACUAAGAGGAUAUCCUGAAUCAGAUCAUAGUUCACCACUUUCUGGGAAAGCUAGAAGAGUCUAAGCUGAGUCCCAUUUCUCUAUGUUAAAGCACUGCUUUAACAGCUAUUGGCAGCCCCUUCAGUAGCUGAACACAUUCGUGCAGAAGUGAGGAGUAUCUCCUUGAGUAGUAGGUGGCAGACAGGAUGAAGCACAGAGGGCAAGACUGUUAAUAGGGCAAGACUGGAGCAUGAUGAGAAAUGUGUAUGUUAUAAAACGGAUUACAUGUGCUCAGUUUUAUAUGGGAAUCCCAGACAGGCUGAAAUCUCAAGUUGAUACAGCUCAGUGAGUGGGAUUUUACUUCUUUUCCUGUCUUUGUUCCCCCAUUGCUAACUUAAGUUUAGUAAUCUCACUGCCAGCAACAAGAGCAACAUUUGAGGAACUUCCAGACAGUGUAUUUACCUUUUUCAAUAGUUAUGAUUCAAGCUGGUGUUUGGGUUUUAAAAAAAGUGAAGCCCUGUGCAGGAAUAAAUGACAGCAACAACACUAUCAUCCAUUACCUGCCUCAGUUCUUUCUACUGAAUGUAAACCUUGGUAGGGAACCAUUUCAGGAACCACAGCAGAUCUAGCAUGCCUUGCCUUGUUCCCAAUAAAAGGGAAUUGCUUCAGUGACACUCAGUGACAAUUACAUUGAAGCCAUUUCCUUUUGCUGGCAGCAAACCUGUGUAAAUUAGGGGUUGUACACUCGUUGCAUGUGAAUAACCGUACAGACAUACAGCUUAACGACUUGUGUACAUGGGAACACAGAUUGUACACUCUUUGAAUGUAAAAUGGCAACACCCUUCUAGCUAUUUGCAUAAGAAGAAUCUUCAGACUGUGCUUCUGGCUGAGAUGAUGUAGCCUAAAACUAAGCUUAAAGUUUGGUGUGCUUUGACUAGCUCCAGAGCACAGACAUGAAAGUAAGGAAACUUUCCCCAGUCUUGCGGGAUGAACUACAUUUUACCACAGUUCAAAUCCCACAGUGCUUGCCUCUUUUGGUAUUCCCUUUAGCUGCUGUUAAUUCUUGCAGUCAGACAGAAGCAGUGUCAGUCAGCUUAAGAACUAAUCCGGAGUGACAAGGUACUGUAUCUGAAGGAGAGGCUUGAAAUCUAAACGUUCAGCUUCAAGGUCAUGCCAUGUCAAACGAAGUGAAAAGCGUCGGCAUAAACAACUGUUUGGUAAAUGGAAGACUUGCAAAUGAGAAAUAAUAAUACUGGAUCAUGUCUUUUAGCGUACUGUGGGCUAAUGCGGUCAGCAGUUUGCAGAACAAACCCAUGCAGAAAAGAUAUUUCCAUUCUUGGGCAGGGGUGAGGGACAAGAAUGAUUGUUUAGCUGUGCAGGCAGGAAGGCUGCUUAUAAGUUCAUGCCUCCUGCGUGUUUGUAAAUAGCUAAUCUGGGUGUCUACUGUACCCCAGCGACUCCUAAAACAAAAAUGUAAUCUUGGAGGUCAGCCUCAUCAUUGGCUUGUGGGUCAAUCUUCUCUGCUUGAUCCGCCAUUGACCAUUCUUCUUUGAACUCUUAUUACCAAGAAAUGUAGACUGCUGCCUGGAGCAUUUUAAACUGAUCUAUCGCCAGGGUGAGCUGGCAGAUGAUGGGGAUGGGGCAGCAAGGUACUGGGAGGACAGAGUCGUGAAUGCCACGUAGUCUGCCCUGCUCUGCCCUUCCCAACCUUGCCUACUGCCCUCUGGUGCAAUGGAAGAUGCUGCAAGUACUGAAAUAAGAUUAAACUGCAAGUCUGGUUGGCAGCUGUACAUGGAACUGGGGUGGGAGCAGGGGAGAGCUUGCCCUUUGCCUCAGGCAGCAAAAUGUCUUGAGCCAGCCCUGUCUAUCACAGCUAGAAGAGCAGUGAGGAUUUGUGUAGUACCAAAAAAGAGAGGAUUUAUGAGGGAAAGGGAGAUGUGUGGGGGAAAUUUGCAUCCAUAGCAAUAAGGAUGCAGGCUUGUAGUACAGUAUUCUCACUCUGCUCUUUUCUGUUGUUAUCCUGCAGCCCUGCAGUCAGUUGUUUUGUUAAACUCCUGCUACCAUGUUUCUGUGUUUGCUAUUAAUGAAGAGUUGGGAGUUACAUUGAAAUGGAAGGCUGUAUUUCUUCAGAAUGACACUCCUCCCCCCCCCCCGCUUUUUGCUAUGUCACUUCCUGGCAGAGGGCAUGUUCCGUGAAAUGAUGUCUUUCCCCUGUGCCACCGACUUUCUCCUCCUGUCUGAGUUUCUGACUCUCUCACCUAGUUUCGCACACUUAGCCUGUGUGUGUGUGUGUGUGUGUGUGUGUGUGUGUGUGUGUGUGUUGUUGUUGCAGUAGAAGAGGAGGAAAGUUUACAUGACACAAUAACUUCUUUUCUGCUAAACUGGUCAAACUGUAUUGGCUUCUUGUUCAUUUGUUUGUUUUACAACAGUGCCCUCUCCUGGGCAGCAUGAAAAUUGUUCAGCAUGUCUCAUCGCUGGCAGCAAAAUAUGCAUAGGAAGAUAUAAGAAGUCACCCCCUUCCCCCCCCCCACCUUCCACUACCACUCUAUGCUGCUUUCUCCGUCAACCCAGCCUGCUGCCAUCUCUUUUAAAUGCCUGUCAAACAAUUGGUACAAAACAACAAGCAUGUGACAUGAUCCAAGAGGCUUAAUUUCAAAAUAUCAUAGCUGAACAUCUCUCACUGCCCACAACACUAGUCAUUUAUUUAUUGCAUUUGUAGCCUAAACCUUUCACCAGGAGGCCUUAUGGCAGCAUCUGCUAUAAAAGGCAGUGAAAUUGCAAGAACUGUACAAAACAGCAAAAUGAGAAUGGCCAAUAAAACAACAGGACCAGAGAGUGAAAACUAGAUAAAAGCAGUAAAUAAAGCUGUUAAACUGGGUCAUAGAUAUCACUUAAAGCAACAAAAGAACUAGGUGGAAUUUGGCCCCUCAAAGUUAGCAAAGGCAAUGCCAGGCCAACAUAUUUAGGGAAGGAGACAAUUUUGUCACUGCCACACACAAAAAAGACUCUCCUCCAGCUGGUCAACUAACCUCUGAAGUCAGGAACACCCAGAGAAGGGGCUCUGAUAUGGUCUUUAUUAUGCUUGGAGUGAGACCUUACUGUUGUCAAUUGACAUUGUCCAUCUGCUGUUGUCAACCCAGCCCUUGCAGACACAGUUCUACUUUAGAUUCUCAUUAUUUCAUUGGGUUCCUAACACUUUGCCUUUCCAUUUGGGAGCCUUAUAUUCUCUGUGGUUUCAGUCUCUUUCUGCAGAUGGAUCAAACUAGCACAUUUUUGAACCUGAAAUGUAGAAAGAUGCCACGAAUAUACAUGCACAUCAAAUUCCACAGCUCUGUCUUAAUGUUAAAGAGAGGCAUCAAGUGUCAAACCGGCAUAGAAAGAAAAAGGGAAAAACACCAAACAGGCUCGUUAAAGCAGAAGCCCCGUCUUGCUCAGCCAAGUACUGAGCAGCGGCAAUGCAGGUGACGGCUGAUGGAACUCAUUCUUUUAGCAUAUGUGGCAGAGAUUCAUCUCUCGAGAAGAAGGCUGUUUGUAUUUCCCUAGCGACACGUACUGUGAUUAGCGGAAAAACCUAGCACUCCAGUUUGCAAAACAGCUACUUGUGAUGAAUGUGUGAGUAAUGGCCAGCAGCAUUCUUCCAACUCCAGUCUGUAAGGAAAUACAUGUCUAUAAAGCAGGCAAUUAUCUUAAUCCCUCAGCCUAUUUCUUUCUCCCUUGUGAAUACACCCACAUAGCCGGAAUUGGAGUGACGCUACCUAAAAGCUGCAAGCCUCUCCUCCUUUGCGAGCUUCUGUAACUUGACAGCAUUGCAAAAAUACGGUCCUUCCUCUGUGUCCCCACUGCGGAAGCUCUGCUUCACACCCUGCUCAGCACUUGCUGGCCCCCCUGCUGCACUGACUUUUCUGCCUGCUCUUCUAUUGCCUCACCUUAAUCCUCUUACCUCUGUUCAGCAUUCUGCUGCUACAGAGCAUAGGAAGCUUCAUUGUACUGAGUCAAAGCCAUCGGUCCGUUUGUUGCACAUUGUCUACCUUGACUGGCAGCAACACUCUAAGGUUUCAAACAGUAGCAUUUCCCAGGCCCUAUUGAGAGAUUCAGGGAUUGAAUCUGGGACAUUCUGCAUGCAUGCAAAGCAGACACUGUACCACUGAGCUUCCAACAUAAUUCCCUUCUCUCAUCACUCUGACUAUAUCACUUCAUAAACCCCUACGCCAGCUCCUUAUCCACUACCAGAUCCUGCACAAGCUUCUUGUUCUUAUCUUUAAAAUUCUCCAUGGCCUUGCCCCACUCCUUAUUGUUAUUUUAUCUGUUUGUUCUUAUAUUCUGACUUUCGUUGCAUUUAGAGGGCACUUCCGGACAUUUCAUUUCCUAAUCAUUUUUGUGCUUUACAUAGCCUUUCACAUACUGCAAAAGCAACCUUUGGAAAUCUAGUGGAAGUUUAGUGCUCGUUUUUGUGUCAAUUCAUGUGCUUUUUGGGAGGGCUAGUUUUACAGUAUGUUUCGGAUCUGGGGGAAAGGUUGGUUUAUAUGAAAAAAUGAGAAAUAUGUAUAUAUGAGAGCAUGGGGACAGGAUGUGAUGGCCGUGGGCAGGGCCAAGUACUAGGAUUUGGUCCUAUACUGGAACAGGGCUGAGCAGGGAUCCAUUCACAACCAGGAAGCGUUCUCAGACUCUUUUUGGCUUGCCACUAGUAGACUCUGAUGCAGAAGCUGACAUAGUAUUUCACUUCCUCCUGAGCAAACUCCACUGUAAUGAAUGGGAAUGGUACUUUAGUGUGCCUUCCAUUCAUUUGCAAAGGGCUUAGAGGCAGUUUCAGACAUAUUGAGCCAACUGUUCUUAAUUAAGAAAGUGACAGGAGCUUGGGGAGUAUUUUUUUUUUUUUUAAUGUAACAGAGUCAUCAUUUUGGCUAAGUCUUCCCAAGGGGAAGUUCUCUUCUAUCUAGUAAUGAAACUUUUAGCAUUUCUGCCAAUUAUUCAUUUAAGAUUACCCACUUGAUCUUGCUUAAAUUGAAUCUCAUUUGAAACUACUGUUUGAAGAAGGCGUUACGGUGAGUGCCGCUAGAUUUUAGGAGGAGGUUGUUCUUUGUUUCCAGGGGAAGAACAAAUGUUUCGUUCUGUGGAAGGCCAGGCUGCUUCUGAUGAAGAAGAGGAGAAAUGGUCAGGGGAACAGCAAUCCCAGGUGGCUGAAGUGAAGAAACUCCUCGCUAGACUUCCCUGUUGCAGUAGCGGGUAUGUCCCAACGAGAGCUUUUGUAGGACACUUCUUCAUUGUCCAAGAAAGCUACUGGGGGCAAUUAAUGAUGUAUCGCAGGUACAGUUGCAUUUGAAGCAGAACAUGCAAUAUGGUUGUAUCAAAUCAAAAGGGUGGUAGUACACUGAGUACAUCAGUGAUUAUCCCCUGUAGUUGUAGAACAUAUGUUAAUUAAAUCCAUCCGAUUCAAGUAGAUGUUAGGGAUGAGAACUGAGCUUCCCACACUGCUUUCCCUGGCAUCUACAAAUUUCAGAUGGUAAAUGAAAUUAAUCUGGUUCUACGCCAGAGAGUAAUGCCAAGCCCUAUAAUAUUAGACAGCAUAGCAGCGCGUUCGGGGAGAACUGUGCAUGCAAGCCAAGGUGUCUCUGCAGCUACCACUGUAGUCACUCACGCAACUCGACAGGCAAGCUGACCUUAAACACGAAAACCAGCUUGCCUGUGAAACCGUGUGAGCUGCUGCUGCAGAGAAACUUCAAAGAUAUCUCCAGCUGCAUGCCCCAUGCCCCAUUGUCUAAUCACAUAACUUUCUGGGAUUGCAACCACAAUUGCAUUCCACAAUUUGGUGAAGAAAUUCUUUUAAAUACAAACAAUUUCUUAUUAGUUCUAAAUGCCACAUUUCAUUAGCAGAAUUCUUUCUCAUGGCCUAUUUUUCAUGAUUUCAAAUGGUGGAGAUUUCACAAGUAAUAUUAUUAUUAUUAUUAUUAUUAUUAUUAUUAUUAUUAUUAUUUAUUAAAUUUGUUAGUUGCUUUAUCUUGACCAGGGCAACCCAAAGGCAUGCUUUCAUUUCUUGCCUAUGCAGUUGAAUCCUGUUUUGUUUCAGAAAGGGAUUUUGUUCCCAUGGGUGCACAGUUCAAAUAUUUUAUGCUGUGCAACGAAGGGUAUUCAUUUCUAACUUUAUGAAGCUACAGUAGAGAAACACACAGUCACUGGAGUCUUUCUGCCCACAGGUGUGAUGACACAAUUCUGAAGAAGCUGAUGGCCUCCUUUGGGAACAUCAGAAAGGACGACCGUGAGAACACCAUUGUGGAACUAGUUAAGCGACUCUCAAAGUUAACGGAACAGCUUGAGAUGAAAGGGCAAGAAGUGAAAACACUGGGAACAAAUAUGGAAGAGGUAGAUGUGUGUGUAUUAUACCUUUUGGUGGGGGGGGGGGCAAAUGCAGUGUGUCGCUGCAGACUGGCUGGGAUCCAAUAGAGUGCACAAAUAUUGCUGAUCUCCUUGUUUUGUCUCUGAUCACAGCUUCUGUCAGAAGUGACCUCCAAAAACCCUUCACAUUUCAGGAGUUUUUUGUCAGGAAAGGGGUUUCAGCUGGAGGUGCUCAGAAGCUCUGCCCUGCAUGUUCACUUUUUGCAUAGUAUCGGGAGCAGCUGGCAGAAAGCGCCACCAGGGCCACACCUGGCUUCCCAAGUACUAUUGUGGCUUAUCAGGAGGGGGGAGGUGGCGGGGAGUUCGGUGAACUGGUGGAGCCAAUGCAGCACUUCUCCCAGUGCAUCUGCAUUGUGCCAAUCUCCCAGCCACCCCUUCCAUCACCUCUCGCCUUUGCCCCCUAGUAAACCACAGCGAUGCCAGUGGUAGGAGGAUAGGUGCAUGCCACUCUCUCUGCUGGCCUCUGGAUCACAGCCAAUGCUAAUCUCUAUUUCUGUCUAUGUCUUUCUCAACAAAACUCUGAAACGCGUAGGGCACUAUCUAGUGAAUUAGAUCAGCCAGCUCAAGGACAGAACUUGCCCUCCCUCUCUUCUCCGAGAGAAAUUUUCUCUGCACACACACCCUCCCAAAUCUGUUUCCCCAACUCUUUUGGAAUAGAUUUGGGGAGGGCACAGGGUGUGGAGGGGAGAGAAGAGGGAGGGGAACGUCCAUUGCACAAGCAGAAAUCUUUGCACUAGUGUAACUGUCUUGCUGGAUAUCACCCACGUUCUCUUACGACAUCCUCCAUAGCUUGCUGGCAGAGAGCUGUUGCGUGACACUGUCCUGCCACUGUGGAGUGACACAGUAUAUAUUGGGAAUGUAUAUUUGUAUGUAGAUACAGUACAUGUAAAUAAUAGCUUCAGCAAGAAUGCAAUAUGAGGCUGCUUCGGGCAUGUGUAGGUUGAAGUCCCAAAGCCCAGUAGUCUGUCCAAUCUAUGCUGAUUACUGUUAAGAGGCAGAUUUCAUGCCUCAAAAAUUGGAGGGAAUGAUUCAGUUCUCAGAAUUUUCAAAUGGUCUGUGCAUCUUGGACUAUGUGUAUACAAUUUUAUAGUGUAACAGUUAUGAAAUUCCCCCCCAUCAGUAAAUAUCAAGCAUCUCUGAACCUGGAAUAAAAUCUAAGAGUGGGCUGAAAUAGCCUCCUACUCAAUUAUACAUAAAGCUUUUUAGUUAAUAUAGGAAUUACUGCCAGACUGUCACUUUCUAUAGGCAGUUUGCUAAAACUGUACCUAAAUGGCAUGGUGUGCUCUUAUUUAUGCGUUCAAAACCGUACCUUUAAAGGCCGUUCAAACAAAUGAAGCACAACAAAAUUCCCUUCAGCUGCAGGCCGGCCAAGAGUAACAGCCACACGUAUGGAUCAAUAAUUGAUCCAAUCUAAAAGUACAAAGGCCAGGAGAUGAAAAAGGUUGUUAACUUUGAUUCCUUUUUAAGUAUGCUCCAGUACGUAGGAGCAGUAAAUUCAAAGAGCUGUCCUCCAAAGAAAGAGCUUAAUGAAGGUGUCAGGUCAUAAAUGAUAGAUUGAAGAAAACAUUAGUAAAUUUUGAAGAUAAGUUGAUGCUUUACCAAGCCGAAAGUGAUAAAAUAUUGCCAGUGGCAUAGAGACUAAUACGUGGCUUUUGCUAGACAAAUGAAUCAAAAAGUGGAGUUACUUUCAUCCACCAAGAAGAAUGCCUAAUCUUUAUAUAGGCAAAAGCAAUUGGGCAUAAAAGCUGCUCAUACACAAACACUGUCUUUGCAUGGAAGAACCAUGGUUGUGUAAUAAUGUCAAACCAUGGUUUGGUGGUGUGUGAAUGGACCCAGUACUCACAUGUGCACAUCCUCCUCCCUCCACCCACCACACUCUCAUUCCCUUCCUCAGUUCCAAUCUUGCAUUAAACCAUAGUUUGAUGUGGCAUCCACAGUGGGCAAUCAUGGCCAAAUCAAAAGUGAAAGAGGGGGCUAGAGCGGGAGAGGGAAUUAAAUGGACUGGGGCUUUGAUCAUGUAGCACCAAACUAGGGUUCCAUUAUAUCAGAACCAAUCUGUUGUCUUUAUUUCAAAAUGACCUUAAAGGUAAAGGGUAAAGGGACCCCUGACCAUUAGGUCCAGUCGUGGCCGACUCUGGGGUUGCGGCGCUCAUCUCGCUUUAUUGGCCGAGGGAGCCGGCGUACAGCUUCCGGGUCAUGUGGCCAGCAUGACAAAGCCGCUUCUGGCGAACCAGAGCAGCGCACGGAAACACCGUUUACCUUCCCGCUGGAGCGGUACCUAUUUAUCUACUUGCACUUUGAUGUGCUUUCGAACUGCUAGGUUGGCAGGAACAGGGACCGAGCAACGGGAGCUCACCCCGUCGUGGGGAUUCGAACCGCCGACCUUCUGAUCAGCAAGUCCUAGGCUCUGUGGUUUAACCCACAGCGCCACCCGCGUCCCAUGGAUGGACCUUAUGCAACAUCAGUUCUAUAUUCAACCAUAUUGUAGAGCUGCAAUCCAGAAAACCAAUUUUUAAAAACUGUGUGCCUCCAGUGGCUGUUGGAGGGAAUGUGCUUUUGGUAUUUGGGAGGAAAUGGGAGUGCGGUAGUAGUCUAAAUAGCCCUUUCUAAGCCUUGCAUAAACCUAAAGGUGAUAAUCUGGAUUGUGCUUCAAAACUCUCUGUUUUCCAGUGGCAAUUGUGGUGUAAUAGUGGCUUUCAGAGAUGCCCAUUACCAGCGUAUGUGGAUCCUGGCCAAUUCCAAUUGCACUUCUGCCACCAGGACCUUUAAAAAUCUGUAGCAGCAACCAUGAUUAAAAGGAUGAGAAGCAUUACCAUCUACAUCCAGCCUGUAGUGUUACAUAAACUUCAAAGAAAAUUAUGAACUUGUGGCUGCAGCACAGUUUGUACAAUAAUUACAGCACCAUUCAAUAGCAUUGAUCAAGGAGAAAACAAGCUGUGUGUGUCCAACAUGAUAAAGACCCCGAGUUGCUUUGUGGAAUUUCUUCAUUGGUUCUGAAAAGGCAGGUAGCAAUUAGCUUCUUGAUAAGCUGAGGACUAGUGGAUACUUGCAAGAGAGCUCGUAAUUGCCUUUGUUUAUCUGUUCCAAACAAGGAGAAACAGGUGGAGAAUAGAGAACACUGUGGAAUAUUCACACAGUCAAAGUAAGCAUGUGUUGAAUUGAAGCUCAAGAGAUCCGACAGCGUGGCUAAAGAGGGACACAGUUUUUGAGGGUCUUGGUGUGUUGUCCUGUUAAUUGCUUUGCGUGAAGCAAAUGCAGUCCUCCUGGCCUCUCUGGCUGGCAUUUGGGACUCUGUCCAGGCCAGAUCCUUCUACAGACCACUCCUGUGGUUCCACCCUAUCUGCCUCUCCUUGCUGGGGACAGGAGAGAGAUUCAGUUUGAAUCAAAUCUAUUGGAUUUGUACUCUCUGAAACAAUACGCAAACCAAACCAAAACAAUCCAUCAAAAUUCACGCAUAUCCAGGUUUUGCUACGUAGUUCUCCAACCAAUGGGGUGUGUGUGUGUGUGUGUGUGUGUGUGUGUGUGAACAUUAGUGCACAGGAAUGAAUAUAUUACUUUAAAAACUUACAAACAUGCAUCGUAUUAGGAGUGAUUGCUUGCAAAAAUGCGUACGUUAGUCAAAAAUGUGUUUAUUAGGAUAAAUAUGCACACAAGUGCCGUGGAAUUUUCAUGAGAGUUUUUUUUUGUUUUAAAUGAAAAUUUCCUGCAGAAAUGUGGAGAACUGAUUUUAAGAUUUGAAAAAUGAGAAGCGAGAGAACCAAAACAGGCAGUCUUGCAUCCCUAAUCUCUGCCUACUGUUGUGGGCCCCAGGAGAUGGUCCAUAAAUGUGAGAACACAUCCCUUGGUCUGAAAAAGGUUCCUUACUACUGGUUUAAUGGAUAGAGGGAAAUAUAGACUUUGAAAUGGAUUCUGGAUUUGGGGACACCUCUCUUGUAAUGUGUCAGUAGUGAAUAGGAAAAUAACCUUGCUAGACCAAGUUGGGGGAGGGGGAGUGCAGUGAAAGUAAUCUACCACAGAGUCACACUGUUCUUGGGAAUCAUAGCUACUUCCCUGGAGGCGAAUCUGAUACAGACAAACGCUGAGGGCAACUAUUUGUUUAUGUGUUUCGAUGCAUUGGAAAUGCAUGUGGAAAUGGGAGUGCAGAAAUCACUGUUUGGCAGAUGUCCUCUACCCAUGCUGCAGAUUGACAGAGGAGCUGAGAAGGAGCAUUUGCCCUAGCCUAAGACAUGGUUUAACAACCUUGGGGGGCCUGUGAGGCACAUUUGACCUGUCACAAAGUUGAUUUGGAGCUCUUGUGCAACCAACAUGGUUCCCCUCCCCACCUCACUCUAAAUUGGCCUUUUUGCAAGAAGGAAAGUGAUGAGGAAAUGCAUUGGAAAGCCUGGAACAACAGUUGCUUGAUGCAAUGUUGUCUAAUCUUCCUGCAAACAUACCUGUGGGUGGGAUUCAACUGAUGAGCCCCACUAGUGGAAGCCCACACAAGGAUUUAUGCUAGUGCAAGGGGGCAUACCCCCUCUCUUCCCCCUGUGCUCCUAUGUUGCACAAAUUGGCUCCACAAGGGUCAGGAGAGCCCCUAAAACAACACAGGGGAGUGGGGGGAUCAUUCCAUCUGGCAAGCUUAAAUGCUUGUGCUGCUUGAAUUAUUACCACGGCACUAUGUUGGAUACCUCCCCAUAUAAAUGCUGAAUAAACAGCUUGUCUGGAAGUGUCCUCAUUAAAUAGGCAAGCUGUCACAGUUUUGGGGAACAUAUUUCUCCUUUAAAAAUAAUAAUGACAGUAUUGCUGAAAUAGAGCACGAACUGGUCCAUGUUCAAGAGCAUUGCCCCAUGAUUAGCUGUUAAACUGAAUGGAACUUGUGACCACACAGAAGAUUCAAGAUGAAGCUUGUGUGUUGAAUUACAGUGGUACCUCGGGUUACAGACACUUCAGGUUACAGACGCCGCUAACCCAGAAAUAGCACCUCGGGUUAAGAACUUUGCUUCAGGAUGAGAACAGAAAUCAUGCGGCGGCAGUGGGAGGCCCCAUUAGCUAAAGUGGUACCUCAGGUUAAGAACAGUUUCAGGUUAAGAACGGACCUCCAGAACGAAUUAAGUUCUUAACCCGAGGUACCACUGUAUUCAGCACAGGUGCCAAGAUUCAGUGGAAUUGCUCUGCUUCCUGCAUUUUAACAUUAACACUGCAAACUGCACUUACCUGGAAAUAAGCCCCAUUGAAUUCACUAGGACUUACUUCAGAGUAGGUAUGGUUAGGCAUGUGCGUGUGUGAAGGAAAUGAAUAUUUUGGUGACAAAGAUGUUUACUUAGACCCAGCUGGGUGGAAGUGGGUAUUGACAUGACCUUCAGUUCAGUGAAGCCCUUGACUAUGUUCUUAAAAGAAAGAGGCAACCAAUUCUAAAGUGCAUGUUUAACUUGAUCACACAGGUGGUCCCCUGAAGUUAAUGUAUAUGCCAAUAUUUUCUCUCCUGCUAAAUGGUUCAUACACUUAAACUUUAAGCAAUCAAAAGCGUUUCACAGGAGUGCAGUGAAGCAUGUGUUUAGUUAAGUAAGGGCUUUGCAAAAUACUAAUGGCUCAAGGAGAAUGAAAAACACCAGCUGAGAUCUUGAUUUUAUUUCUGCUACAGCGGAACCACCAGGCAUACAGGUGCAAUAAAAGCCAUGGGACAGAAUUGGUAGUGGAAGAGGUCAAUCCUAUCUGUAUUGCUUCCUUUUGAAAAUAUAUGUGAACCUACAAGGCACACUCAGAAAACCUGAAAUCCCCAGAUGAUCUUGGCUAUGUUAAACAGCCCAUGAAAUUCCCAUUUAUUUAUUUAUUUGUUUGUUUAUUUAUUUAUUUAUUUUUUCAUUCAAUGUGUAUACCACCCUUUAUCAAAAGAUCCCAGGGCGGUAGACAACAUUAAAAACACGUUGCAGAACAUCCGUGAUAAAAACACAAUAAAAAGCAUACUGACAGGCAGCCUAAUAAUAAGAUAGUCAUAAUAACAACAGUCCUCUCCCAAAUACUUUUACAGGCCAUAGAUUAUUUAAUAGCCUGGGUAAAGAGGAAUGUUUUUGCCUGGUGCCUAAAGACAUAUAAUGAUGGUGCCAGGUGAGUCUUUCUGGGGAGAGCAUUCCACAAUCAGGAAGCCACCACAGUAAAGGCCCAGAAUGCGGAUCUUUGCCUUUACUUCCUACUCACUAUAUCCUUUAGUGACACUUUCCACUUGGCAAAAUUAAGUUCAUGUUCAUAAUGGGCAUUUACCGCUGAUUAAAGAGUUGGGGAAUACAUUUAAUGCUUGUGCUCCAGUACUUUUCAUGUCAUCUAUCGUUGUCCAGAUGAAAGGCCCAUUGCUAGGGGAACUGCAGCAGAAGUUGGAGGAGACUGAAUUGCUGAAGAUGGAGAUGCAGAUGUUGGAGACAGAGAGAGUAAGGCUGUCCCUGGUGGAAGAAAAGCUCUUGGAUGUUUUGCAGCUGCUUCAGCAACUUCGGGACCUGGUAUGGCAAGAAAAUAGUGGGAGGUAGCUGAGAGUCUGGACCCUGACCCUCCGUAUGGAUACACAACCUUGUAUCUUUCCAUGAGCUUUCCAUUAGGUGGCCACAUCCAGUGUCAUUUUGAGUUUGCUGCAGGAAAGCUUGGCAGCGCAUGGCUGCAUUAGGAAAUGACAGCCCAAACAUCCAGAUGAAUAGCUUUCCCAUCAGAGAUAUUCAUCCUCUCUCUCUCCUAAGGAAGGUUUAGGUCUGAGAUUGCUUCAGAUUGAUCUAAAAUAACUGUUAAUCUGCUUCCCCAUUCAGAGCAGUUGAUACCAGGGCUUGAGAGUUUUUGAUUGGUGUGUCUGUGCAGAGGGAAAGCUUCUUGCGAGUAGCUUUCUUAACAAGGCUACUUCAUGUGAACUGUCGUAGCAUCACAGUUAAAAGACUGAGUUGCAAAUCAGGAAGCCCUUGGUUUGGAUCUCACCUCUGCCAUGAAUUCGCUAGGUGGCCUUAGGCACUCUUUCUCAGCCCCCACAUAUAAUAAUACUGUCUGACUUUGCAGGGUUGUUGUAAAGAUUGCAACUAGUUAACCCAUGCGAAGUGCUUUGAACACUUAAAGCUGCUAUGCAAAUGUUUAGUGUGAGUGGGGCAAAACUAUACAUUUGGAGAAGACCCAAGUCUGGGAAAGUGGGAAAGUGAACAUCCGAAGAGGGGAGGAACUUCUCAUUGCCUUUGAACCACAGGGUUGUAGAGUUUGAAGGAAUCACAAGGGUCAUCUAGUCCAACCCCAUGCAAUGCAAGAAUAUUUUGUCAAUGUGGGGCUCAAACCUAUGACUCUGAGAUUAAGAGUUUCGUGGUUUGCCAACUGAGCUAUUCCUGGCCUAAGUUAUUAUGUGAUGUAGAUGGAAGGAGCAAUAGACAGGGAGGGAGUUCUAAAUCUUCUACCCCUGCUCUCCCUUCCUCCCAUCAUUGUUCUCCCACCCACUGCAAGCACAUAAGGAGGAGUGCAGGGAAGAAGCAGUUGAAAGGGGAUUGCACACCCCUUUGACACCCUGCACGGAAAUCAGCAUUGUGAGAAUCACAACUUCUCCAACCCUGCUUUUUAAAAAAGCAAUGAUAGUGGUGGCAGCUUCAUCAUUAGCACAACCAUGGAAGUGCUAGACCUGACCCAGCAUCAAUGCUGUACAAACAUGCAGAAAAUGGGGGUUACAAUGAGGGAAAGUCUGCUCACUUUCCUGUUUUAGUCUUUUACAUGUCUAUAUUAAAAGGUGGGUAAUUGGCUUGAUCAGGUUGUAAGCAGCUACCAUUCUAGUUAAUGUUAUUCCUAAAGAUUUUUUUUAAAAGAAAGAGAAAGAGAGAGAUUGAUUUAUGUGCUAGACAGAAGCUGUGCAUAUCAUUUUUUUAAAGUGUUUUAAAGAAUAUUGGAAAUAUCUACCCAAGCAAGGAAGGGAGCCUUCCCACAAGGUUGUAUGAAUGCUCAUGUGAAUGCAUGAAUUAUGAUAUACUUGAGGGUAGGGGUAGGAAAUCAAUAAAACUUUAAAAAAAUUAUCCAGGCAGGCAAGUGAGUGGGUGAUCUCAUGGGAUAAUCUGUGCUUGGGAUAAUUUGCAUGUAGAAGGUCCCAGAUUCAAUCCCAGGCAGUUUUGACCAAUGUACACAUUUUGCAAGCUAUUUUACCUAAUGUAGCACAGUUGGUAUGUUAGUUGCACUACUACAUUCAUUUUUUAUGCACACUUACUUGCAAUGUGUGUAUUUUUUAUAAGCAUUGGUUGGAGAUCUGUGUCACAAAAUAUGGAAUUUUGAAGGAUGAUUGUGUUUCAGUUCUCAUAAUUGUUUCAGGAAGUGCAAAUAUAACAGAUACGCCUCUAAAUUCAAGCUGAAUCGAACUUCUCCCCAUCCCUUCUCUGUGCACAAUUGUUCCAUCUGGCAGGCUGAAAUUGCUUGUGCUGACAGAACAGUAGACACAGCAUGGCAUGGAUUUCCUCCUUUAGUGGAACGGAAGACACAUGUAUUUACCUGAAAGCAUCCUAGGGCAUUUAGUGAUCAUAUGAUUUUGGUUUCACCUGUUAGCACAGCAAACAUAUAACAAGCUGUACAAAUAUUAUAUAUACAACAAGACGUUAAGAGUAGAUGAUUUUAAAAAGUUGCUUUCAUUGAUUCGUAGGACUGGAGUCAUGGUGACUGUGAGAAGCAAGGUCUUUUAAAACCAUUUGAACAAAGCAAAUGGACCUGCUCUGGAUCUGUGUCUGGAGUUCACUCCUCUUGCUUUUAAAUGCAUGCAAAGCUGUUAUUUAUUGUGAAUGUGACUGACUUGAUGAUUGCUUUAUCAUGCUUGAAAUAUGCCUCCAUGCUUCUGGAGGCUCUCCAGAGUAAGUGUAGCUUUUUUCUAUUAUGUUAACUCGCUGCCCGGCUCGGCCGAGCCUUCAUAUCCUGAGUGUGGCAGUGCUUGCUCUUUGGAUCAAUAACAAUCCCACGAAGGAUACGCUAUUAAAGCGCCAUGACUGAUUAUGAUUGGCAGAAAGCAUUGCUGCGUUCUGUGUCAGGAUUCUGUGACAUGUCCCUCAUUGACCAGCAGUCUCACUGAAAGUCAUCUCGGCUUAGCAGACGAUCCAUCAAACAGUGUGUCACACCACUCUGAGAACAGUGUCAUGAGUCCUGUAUGCUGUCAUAUAUUGUAGCUCUAGAUGGUGAUAAGAUCUGUCAAUGAAUAGGGUGAAUUACAGCACCCUGGGGGGAAUGCACAGAAUGCCCCCACAUUGUUAGGGUCUUGGGAAUCGGUAAAGCUAUUGUUCUCUCACAUGAAACUGAAUGGCACUCUUGUAACCCUGAGGGAGAACGGUUUCAUUUCUUGCUUUCACUGAUGGAUAGGAAUAUUUGAAGAUGAGGGGGGCUGGGGGGGUUUCUAAACAUCAAAGCUGCCUUCGAGAGGACUUCUGCGUCCUGAAAAAUUCCUCACUCUCAUGAGGUCCAGUCCUUGCUUCUGCGCCUCAGAGUAUCUGUUGCUGCCUAUGACUCAUGUAUUUCUGCUUUUCACUCCUCUGUUAUCUCGGUGCCAGCCAAAAUACAGUGGUACCUCGGGUUACAGACACUUCAGGUUACAGACGCUUCAGGUUACAGACUCUGCUAACCCAGAAAUAGUACCUCGGAUUAAGAACUUUGCUUCAGGAUGAGAACAGAAAUUGCGCAGUAGCGGCAGCGGGAGGCCCCAUUAGCUAAAGUGCUGCUUCAGGUUAAGAACAGUUUCAGGUUAAGAACGGACCUCCAGAACGAAUUAAGGUCUUAACCCAAGGUACCACUGUAAUACAGUUUGAUCACAUAUGGAUAAGCUGUGUUCAGAUAUCCAUUGUUUCCAUCCAUCUGUCUCGAGAGACAAUGGAAGAGUGCACCAUCGGGGGUAAAGUCAAACUGUUGGAGAGUUACAGUGCCUGCUGUGGCUGUAGAGACCAAAUGGGAGAGACAUGUUUUAUUGCAGGUGGGACAGAUGAAAGUGUCUGGUUUCACUGUUACAGAUGCACCAUGGCGUUUCUUCUCUCUGCACUCCUCUCAGCUGUCAUUUCUCCUCUGGGCACUGCUGUGGAUACACAACCUGACUGUCUGUCUCCAGGCACUCCAGUCGUCUGCAAGGGAUACCCACACAGUGGGGUUGAUGUUCCAGCCUCCAUGUCACAUUUGUAGACAUCUUUGUAAUGCAGAGUUGGUCUGCCAACAGGCCUGGUGCCUGAAGCCAGCUCCCCAUAGAGCAUGUCCUUGGGGAUCCUGCUAUCUUCCAUUCUGUGUACAUAACCAAGUCAGCAUAGAUGUCGCUGAGACACAAGUGCAAACGUGCUGGGAAUGUGGGCUUGGGAGAGCACGUCUUUGUUUGAGACUCUGUUCUGCCAUGUAGUGCCCCCAAAACAGGUAGCAGGUUCACAUGAGAGGCCUCCUUAUAUAUACUUUACAAGUUUUACAAGUGAUGUGGUAGGCUAAACCCUCAUGUGCACAAAACUCAUGUGCUGAGGCCAUAUGUGAACUGGACUCACUUAUUCCAUUGCAAAUUGAUAUGCUAUCCACUUACACAUUUGCUUAAACUGCCAUUAGUAUUAUGCAUUAGCCCACAAUCACUUUGAAUGCUGUUUUUAUUCCAUAUCCUCUGCUUGCAUUCUUUGUUGUGUACAACCAUGCACCCAGGUGUUUCCAUGCAUCAUUGCAUAGGUACUACUCUCUGAAACUGCACUCUAGAAUUUAUCUCUUGGUCAAAACAUGACAAAGAAUAAAAGAAUGCUAAAAAUAAAUCAUGUUUCUGCCAGUUUAUAGUUAGCAGUCUUUAGCUUUUUGUAAGGAAAAGGCACAGUACAGAUCUUUUAAAUAAACAAAAAAAUGAAUAUGAGGUGGGGGUUUUUUUGUUAGAUAUUGUAUUGAGUUUCCUUUUUUGUUUAGGGAGACCAAGUUUCCUUUUUUGUUUAGGGAUUACUAAUGCGCUUUCUCUUUAGUAGUGUGCCUCUAAGCUAAAUGUUCCCUAAUAUUUUGUGUUUUGAAGAACAUAUCUAAGCGCGCCUUGGGGAAAAUCUUACUGAGCACUUUGGAAUCCUGCUGUGACCCAGAACAUGGUAAGCAAGUAAAGCCAUGCAUGGAGAGCCUUGCCAUUAGGUGUCACUGUCCAUAGAGAGGCCGCCUAGAGCAGCAAUUUGGAGGGGAGCAUGAUUUUGCUAUUGCAGUGGAUGGAAGAGACUUUUCAUUCCAGCACUGCCUGGUACAUUCUUUUGAUACCCAGAAAUGGCUAGGGAAGGUAUGGGGAAGCUGUAGCCAUCUGGAUGUUGUUGGACUCACAACUCCCAUCAUAGCUAGCCAACAUGGCCAAUGGCCAGAAAUGGUGGGAGUUGGGAGUACAAGAAUAUCAGAAGGACCAUAAUUUCCCCAUCCCUGAGAUAAAGAGAAGAUGUUACACUCCUGAGAGUCAGGGAUAGGUCCAGUUAAGGAAAUUCAUCUAAGCACCUGCUGAUAAGCAAGGUUUUCUAUGAGCUCAGGCAUUGGUCAAAGGAUAGAGCUAAUAAAGACCCCCAUGACCGUUCUCUGAUAGUUGGGCAAGAGAAAAGAUGAGAUGGGUGAGCAGCAAUUAGGGCUGUAGGAUGUAGGAAGGCAAAUGAGGUAGCAACCUUGAUAGAGAAGGCACCACUUCCUGCUUUUGUUUAGAGGGUCAGCAUGUCUAAUUGCUGUCCUAACAUAAAGCAAGUUGCAGGGGAGAUGCUUUUUGUCAUUUGACACUUUUGGUGAGAAAUAAAUAAAAUCUUAAUUUCACCAUUGCUGUGCUUUGAGAGACGGGGAAUUGUUACUUGAAGACAUCUAUUAAAUCGAAGGUCUUCCCAUCUUUGAAAUUACAUGAAAAUGGAAACAUAAGUAGAAUCUGCCAUUAGUAUGAACUUUGUGCAUAACUGGAGACACCUCCCUCUCACUCAGUCUUUUUAUCAUUGACUGUAAGCUUUGCCCAAAUCCAUAUUCAACCUAUUCCUUUUCAUUGGGGUUGUACAGAUAUGUGAGAAAAUAGAACACACCCUCUAGGCUAAUUUUUCUUCACUGCAUAAAAGUUUCUUUCCUCCCUACAGUGUAACAAAAGAGAAUAUAGCGGAAAGUAGCAUCCUUUAGUGAAGGAAGUGGGUCAGAUCUUCUCUGUAAUAACCUUUCAUGUUCAUAUGCAAAGCCUAAAUCUGCUGAGUCCUCUCCUCGGGCGGUAGCCCCACUGUGCAUAAGCUGUCGUUACGAGAACCUUUAUGACCUGAUGGGUUUUAUUUGAUUACUUGGUUUCUAAUUGCAAAGUUUUUGCAUUGACCUCCUUGAGAGGGAACUGGCAUGUUGCACAUGGACAGUCUGCAGGGAAAGGCAGAGCUUUUCAUAGAGCAAAAUGGGUUGAAGAAUGGAUGAAAAUAUAUGAGAUAACGAUUCGAAAUUUAGUCUGAAUGAUCUAAAUGCAAGUAAUGGGAGGGAAUUAAGGCAUACAGAAGGGUUUUUUUGUUUUGUUUUUCAUUAUCUCUUUGUCUCCAACAGGGAUUCCUUGUCCCUCAGUGCUAGGCAUUUGGAUAUUUGAGCCCUUCAAUACGAGUCCUUCAAUAAAUGGCAAAUAAACUAAGGUUGUGCCAAAAUCCCCUCCCUACUCUAAAAAUAUCCUGCCCCCUACAAAAGUGAGGCCUGGUUUUCUGUUGUUUUCUUGAGGGAGUGGCAUGGAAGAGAAAUUUCUUUGAAUUUUUUAGGAGACUUAAGCUGAGAAGACGCUAUGGGAAGAGUUCAACAUGAUGCUAAGGUGAUUGUUAGGCCAAGCAUUUCCCCAGGCAGAAUGACCACCCUCCUCCCCCUCCUGUGUGCUGUUCUAGGGGUUCUUCCAUCCUGCCCCAUUUAGGCAAUUUAGGGGCCUGCAGGGGGAAGAGAACAGGAAAAGGCCCACUGCACAAGUGGAAGUCCCUUUGCAGGGCUUAUGCUGAUGAGGCUCCUUAAUUAAAUCCUGCCCUGUACCUUUAAAGCACAUUCAGAACACAUUUUACACUCAAAGAAUUCUAGGCACUGUUGCUGGUUGCUGGGAAUUGUAACAUUGGCCCUGUCUGCACUAUACAUUUCAAUCUGUAUCAUACCACUUUAAACAGACAUGGCUUCCCCCAAAGAAUCAUGGGGACUGUGGUUUGUUAAGGCUGAGAAGUGUCAGGAGACCCCUAUACACUUCACAGAGCUACAAUCCUUGGAGCUGUUUGACGAUCAGUCCACAUUUCCAGGGAAAUCUGGGAAUUGUAGCUUUGUGAGGAGCAUGCAUGCACCUUGAAUUUCUUGGAGGUCUACUGCUUUUGUCAACAGUCCUCUGUGGAGCUUACAGUGCAGUUCCCUCCUUACUUCCCAUUUCUUCCCUUACUUCCCUCUCCUCCCCACUUCUUUCCCCAACAGAAUUCUCUGCAUCACAAAUGAAAAGAAACUCAACCCACAAGCAUUCUAUUUUAAGUCUGCCUCAUUUGCAACAUCAACUUUCUUUGUACUCACUACUGCACAAAUUGCAUCCCGAAAUCUUCGUGCGAAGCAUCUGCAGGACAUCGCUGGCAUUAAAAUUCCAGCCCAUAUUUCCCCCCAUUUUAUCUGGACUUACCCAUUCCAUGGAAAACUAGAUAAGCUACUGUAUCUAUUAAAAAAACCCAUGUUGCCAAUGACUGGGUUGCAAAAUCUGAUUAACCCAUUUGCAAUAUUCAGCACCCGAUUGGAAGCACUCACAAUCAAACGUUACCAGGUGGAUUUGGUUAGCAAUUUUCUCUCAUUGUAGUGGGAACUCAACUUUGAUUUAGGCAUGAGAUUAAUUUUACAGCCCAAAGGCUUUAUCUGUGGCUAUUUAUUUGUGACUACAGCUUCAGGGGGUUUAGCCUUACAGCACACUGCCAACAUACAGAGACAGACACAUUUCAAAACUCAUCUUUGUGUGUUCAAGGAUGUGGAUUAACUGACCACAGUGUGUGAAGCAGAAGGAGCAACCAAGAUAACUGAAGAUUGCUCCACUCUGCUUCACUUUGAUAUGAACAAGAAUGUGUUCACAAUGCAGUCCUUCAAAAAGUCUGCAUUAAAUUUUGGCAAUUAUGCCUACGUUUUGUAAGAAAGGACAUGUUAUUGAUAUUCAUACUGCUUCGUCUUUGUUUUGUUAACCUUCCAAUUCACUAUUUGCAUUUUUUUCUGUUUUAAAGGAAAACCACAUAUCAUUGAAGUCUUAGAUACCCUCUACCAUGAACUGACUGCCUGUGAACUCAUUCAAAGCAAACCGCAUGAGAAAACUCCAGGUCACCAAUCCUUGGCUAACUCUUUGGUUAUCUCCUGUUGAGCAACAGGCCACCCACAAUGCAUUGUGACUGUUACCACCCAGAGGGCUUAAAAGCUACAACACCAAAGCACAAAGUUCUCCACAAUCCAGAAAUGUGUAAAAAGCUGGAAGAAUAAAAGACAAUUGAAGAUAUGAGGAGCCAUUACAGAGCCCAUGCACUGUCAGCAGUGACUUGCAGUGGGUCUUGAACACAUCUCUGGGGUCUGUGGCCUGUGUCUUUCUCAGACCAUGAGCCCUGCUCCACAGGAAAUUCCAGAAAUUCAAACUUGAGACCUUAUCUGUAUACAACCUGUGUUCUGCCACUUGUUCAUUCUCUCACUUUGAAUUGUGAAAUUGGGUAUGAUACUUCUGGGAAGUUCUGUAAUCUCUCAUCUAAUUUCUAAGCAAGCCUUAUCCAGGAGACAGCUCCUUGCUCCCAAGGAUAAGUGGCACCUAAAGCCUUCAUGUUAUUGGUACCAGAAAUAUUCUGAUCCGUUGUAUUAAAAUUAUCCUGUUACUAACCCUGUAGAGCUGGUUAUAAUAAGAGAGAUUAAUGUUAUCUGCUACAUUUCAGUAGUUUGUCUUCCCUGGAGCAUCUAACAGGUGUGUGUGACAGGGAGCCUUCGUAAUGUACAAAGGGAAAAUGAGUGUAUAAUGAAAACACAGCAAGGUCGCUUAAACUUGAGGUAGCUAUUGGUUGCUAUCACUACCUAUCGUCAUGAAGGGACUAUGUGUCCUGCAAAGGGCAUACAUUUGUAUGGUGUCAGUAUGCAUGCUUGUAAACACAGACCUUAUUUAAUUCUUAUACUUAUGUCUGCAUUUCUGUCCAGCCAGAUACUUUAUUUAAAAUGGUAGCCACUCUACAAAUGUAGUUUUGCUUUGAUAGUAGCUUUUUCACUACUGUCGUAUUGCAAAUUUUAGAUUGCUAUAUUAAAUGCUACCUUUAUCCUUUUG
Molecule: messenger RNA, 60483 nt
Organism: Podarcis lilfordi (Lilford's wall lizard)
Lineage: Eukaryota; Metazoa; Chordata; Lepidosauria; Squamata; Lacertidae
Source: the annotation of a GenBank genome assembly